GUCAGAUACUGUGGGUGUGGUGUCACUCUAGAAAUAGUUGAAUUUCCAGUUCUUUUUGUUGUCUAAAGGGGUUUGUAAGAGGCAGGGAAACAGACCUGUACAGGUGACAGGAAGACUGCAUGAUUCUGGUGAGUCCCUCUAAUAUUUGAAAGUCCCUGUUGGGGUCUUGAGUCCUUGUUGUUUUGUAUCCAUGUUUUGGGUCUUUGGACAGUGUGUAUACUGUUUGUAUUUGUGUCUUGUCCAGAAUGUGUUUGUGUAUAGCUACAAUGUGUAUACUGUUUGUAUUUGUGUCUAGGUACCAUGAGUAUGAGAUUAUACAGUAUUUUUAUAUAUUUGUAACUAUAGUCUAUCAGUGACCCCAUGGUGCUGGCCAUGGGCCAGAGCUGGGUUUUCGGUUAUAAUAGCUGAUAUCAGUGAGCAUGAUAUUCUGUCUAAUCCAUACUCUGGGACAAUACUUGGAUAUCUGAGCAGGAGACUAUUGUGUAUUCUUACUGAAACUUCAGGUAAUAUUUACAAAAAAACAAACAAUGAAUUGGUCUUUACUGGAUCAGAAUACAGAGUUCUAAGAGACAUGAAGAGAUCCAAUCUAUGUCAAACGAACAUGUCUUCUAAUAUCUGGGGUGGGACAGCCUAUCUCUGGGAGAGAACUUGCAAUGUUUGAUUAAUCCAUUGAAUCCCAUGUUAUGAUAAUAGAUUAUCUGCAGUACCUGGAAGUCAGGUUAGACAGUUCAUCCAUUGAGUUCCUGAUCUGAAAUCCAGCACAUUCAAUUUUAUAGUGAUCAAAGUUUAUUCGCUGGUGAAUUUAGAAUUUUAGCCCAAUGUAGCAAAACUGGAAUAAAUUGACCCCAAGUCAGCAAUUUCAGAUUGUCUGCUUUGGCCUGAAAUGUAAAUUGUACUUUCAGUUCACUUUUAAUCCCAGACAAUACACACUUUAGUAAUUAACCCGAAAUCAGACUUAGCCAAUUUCCAAAUUCUCUUCUAUUUAAUUAUUAGUAUUUAUAUAAUUCUCACCUCUUUACAACAAUACAUUGGGGAUGUAAAACAACAAGUAUUGACAUACAACGUAGUGUUGACAGACAAGAGGUGAAGAGGGAUCACGAUAUAGUCCUGUCGAUCACACUAUGGAAUAUGCUAGUCCUUAAUAAAUGAUAUUGAGUCUUCCAUUAUAUGUGUAUUUAUACUCAGGGCUGUACGACACUAUUUGGAAAGGGUACAAGAACUGUGAUAGCAAUCACCUCAAUUUUAUUGAUUCCAUCAUCUAUGUGUGUUGUUACAAGAUACAAUGUCAGGUCCCAGCAACCUCUGUCUCUGUUAGAUCAUCGAUUAAGGAGGGCUGGAAGGAGGUCUGGGUCAUCAAAUUUCUUAUGAUCCCCUCAGAUAGACCCCCAUGGCUGCAAGCCCAGAGGACCUCAGGGAGAUGAAAUAGUAGUAUUAUAAUUGAAGAGGUAUCCCAAAAUAUUCCCAUACACCUCCCCCAUAACUCCUUGUUCUUCAAGUGUGCAUGUACAGGAGUACAGGAUUUGUUACUGUAUUGCAUUUGACAUAAUUAUUUUUAAGCUUAAAAAAAUAAAUAAUUUUUUUAUUUUUUUUUAAAUUAACUCACGCUCUUAUGCAUGUAAUCCAGAGAGUCUGGUUUCUGUCUGUGUGUAUAUAGGGGUGUUAAAAGUAAAUGUGUGCAUAGUGUUAAUACAUGAAUGGAAUAUAUCUAAGGUAUAUAUGUGUUCAGGGUGUGUACUCCAUGCAGAGCGCAUACUUUAUCGGAGUACACUGAAUAUGGAUUUGUGUGUUUGUAACUCUGGGUGAAUUUGUAUUGUGUAAACAAAAAAAUUUGUUCUGAAUACGUAAUAAAAUAUUUUUAUUUUAUUUAUGUAUUAUUUUAUAUUUGAUUUAUGUAUUAAUUUCUGUUAUAACAACUAUAUUGUGGUUGUUAAAACACAGAUUUAUUUAUAGAUCUGUGAGACAAAGACUGUUGAUCACAGAAUACGAUAAUGGAAUUCCUACGCCUAUAGCAGAUGCCAUUGUUAUUUGUGUUUGUGAAUAGCAACUUCUGAUAAGUUCUCUACAAGCUCCAUCCUCCAUGUUACACGUGGACUUUCUACCCUUUCAGUCUUGAAUUAGAAAUAGUAUUUUCCUAAAUCUCCUCCUGAGCCUCUUACUUCAAGGUCUAAGCCAAGGUUCCCCAAACUCCGGCCCUCCAGAUGUUGCUGGACUACAACUCCCAUGAUUCUAUGAAUAAAAUAGAUAGGCUGAGAAUCAUGGGAGUUGUAGUCCAGCAACAUCUGGAGGGCUGGAGUUUGGGGAAGCCUGGUCUAAGCACCUGAUGACCUGAGGACCGAGCCACAUAGAGAAUACACACUAAUUAAAUGUUAAAUAAUAUUUCUUAUUGAAAGCUUAGUUCUUGCAAUAAACAGAUAUGUGCUAAUUCCUGAGUUCCCCAUUAAAGGGAAACUAUGAUUUUUGAUUAUUCCACCCCCCAAAAAACCCCAUUCAUUUUCACUGCAAAAUAUCGUUAAUAGCUAAAAAUGCGAUGCCUAAAGCGCAGUGCCAAGAUUAAUAAUCCUUAGCAAAAUCGUUUCUCCAAAAAUGGGAGAUAUGGACUCAGAAUGAGUUCAACAAUGGAUGCCCCAUUCUCCUCCUGCCAUCCUUAUAUUUCUGCAUUGAAUAAGGAGGAGGAGAGACAGACAGGCUCUGGCACUUGUCCAUCACAGGAGAAGCAUGGUUCUGCAAACUUCAGAGUGCCAAGGGGAAGGGAUACACCAGAGCCAGCAGGAAGAUAUAUGCUAAUGGAAAGUGCCUUCUCUGCUGCCUAGGAUACUUAUCUUGUGUGCAAAAAUACAUGACUUAGACUGUGAGCAUGCAUUAACUAUCUUAUGGACAUUAUUUACCAAAUCGUGCACAAUGUGGCCAGGAUUUUACAUUUUUUUUUUUAAAUUUCACAUGCCACCUCCGGGGUCCAAGGAUUAUAUCCUCCUCCACGGAAAUAUUUGUUAAAAGUUGUAGGGAAUUUUCUAUGCUGACUGACAGAUGCAAAGACUGUUAUUUUCUAAGUGAUAUAAAAGGAGAUGUUAGCCAUGACAGACAGGGAGCCAUGACGGACAGGGAGCCAUGACGGACAGGGAGCUAUGAUGGAGCCAUGACGGACAGGGAGCCAUGACGGACAGGGAGCCAUGACGGACAGGGAACUAUGAUUGAGCCAUGACGGACAGGGAGCCAUGAUGGACAGGGAGCUAUGAUGGAGCCAUGAUGGACAGAGAGCCAUGAUGGACAGGGAGCCAUGACGGACAGGGAGCCAUGACGGACAGGGAACUAUGAUUGAGCCAUGACGGACAGGGAGCCAUGACGGACAGAGAGCUAUGAUUGAGCCAUGAUGGACAGAGAGCCAUGACGGACAGGGAGCCAUGACGGACAGGGAACUAUGAUUGAGCCAUGACGGGCAGGGAGCCAUGACGGACAGAGAGCUAUGAUUGAGCCAUGAUGGACAGAGAGCCAUGACGGACAGGGAGCCGUGACGGACAGGGAGCCGUGACGGACAGGGAGCCGUGACGGACAGGGAGCCGUGACGGACAGGGAGCCGUGACGGAGUUCCAAGAUAGUGAUAAAUACUGUCCUGUCGAUUUCUGCAUUUCAGUUUAUUACAAAACACAUAUUAGCUAAACAUCGGGAUUUGUAAACGUGAAUUUCCAUAUCUUUACUCUGUAUUUUUGCAAACAUUUUCUGUGAGAACCAAGGGAACUGAAAUGACAUGACUUUUUAAGCAGAACUGAAAUAGAGAAAAUAAAGCCGACAUUCUUACAAGAGGGGAGUAUUCAAGUAAUUGUUUUAUUGGUUCCAUUAGCCAGUUAACUAAAUAAAAAGAAAUCACCAAAAACAUUGUAUGAGACACCUUUAUUGGCUGACAAAAGAUCAUUUCUAAGAUUUCAGGACACUUCAAGUCCGUCAUCAGGCCUGUUUGUUCGGUAAAACUGAGACGUAUUUGUAUGUAGCAUCCAUGAAAAGGAAAAAAAAUGCACAAGUGAUAUUAGGAUGAAACAUUUUUUUGUGAUGAACAUUAAACGGCACAGUUUCACCCUCAUAUUGUUUGUGUUUUUGUGUGUUUUUCAUUUUCCUGUAAACCAUGUACACAAAUAUCUGGGCUUCACCCAACAAACUUGCCAGAUAAAAGGGAUUUCAUAUUGUUUCCAUAAAGGUGAACGGCCAGGCCAAACAGGGCAUUAAAAUGCAGCACGACCCGUCAAACAGCUUCAGUUAAUGUCCAGCGUUCUAACAAGAUCCGUAAAUACACAGAAUUCUUGUUGGACUCGACUUCUGAUGGUUUUAUACUGCCAUUAUGGAAUAACCUCAGGGACACAGUCAUAUCUUCAUUCAAUCUAAAAUCUUUUAAGAGAUCUAUGGCCAUAUACCUCAGCCCAGAAUGCAUCUGUCAUGGUAAACUAUAUUUAUCACCGGUUCUGUGUUAAAUUUAUAUAAGUGUGUACAAGUAGAGAUUGUAGCCAUAUUAGUCCAGUGAUGUCGUUGUAAAAAACAGAUACAAUUUGUAUCUUGUAAUAUCUUUUUAAUUGGACUAACAGAAUUUUGUAAUAACAAGCUUUUGGGAGAACUUCCCUUUCUCAAGUCUGAAGCAUUUCUGAGCAAAGACGACAUAGAAUUCAAGAUUUUCCUAGUCUUGACGUCUGAAAAUAUAGAUUUUAUUAAAGACAGGAGGCGAGUAUUAUGCAUUAACUUUCUUUACUUAACUCCAGCAGCAAAGACAUUUUUUCAAUAAAGUUUAGUGAAUAAAAAAGGUAAAACAACAGAGUAACUGAAAUGGAACGUUGGUAGCCAAUCAGCAUCCAGUAUAGUCCAUAGAGUGAAUGAUCCCCAAUAUUCUCCCUCUUUUGAGCUGCGAAUGUAGAAGAAGUGUCUAAUAGAGUAGCUCCAAGGAUAGAAUGAUGAAACUCCAAACAGGAUUAAGCUGAAAUAUAAAUAACAGGGUGGGUUAAUGGGAGGGAUAAUACUCGCCUCCUGUCUUUAAUAAAAUCUAUAUUUUCUGACGUUAAGACUAGGAAAAUCUUGAAUUUUAUAACAAGACAGGAGGCUCGUAUUAUGCAUGUUCAAAGCUAUGUAGUCAUAAUAUAACAUACAUCGGAAGUUAUUACAAUAUUAUUUUGAAACAUGCAGGCUAGGUCUAAAAUAAAACUGUUUAAAUGUAGAUUCUGAAGACCAAUCUGCCGUUUUUAACAGAUCUGAUAAAGAGCCUCCUGUUUGAAACACUUUAGUAGUCAUAGUAGUGAGCUCCAAACAUUGAAAUAUUAAUACCUGCCAUAGACAUCUAGCUAAAGAUGUAGAGGAGACAGGUAGAAAAGGUUUACGAAAGGAGAUUUGCAAUUGUGAGAAAUUAGAAUUUCGAAUCAAAGAGGUUUUAAACUCUUAUGUUUGAAGACAACUAACAACACCUAGAAGAGGAUGGUCAGAAAAUGAAGGAUAGAAUACAGUACGGAGAUUAGUUUUGGUACGUCUCACAAUAGGAAAAUUAACACCAUCAGGAGUAUAUUGUCUAUUAUUUAAGUCUAAAGCCUUAAUGUCAGAAACUCUUUUGAAAGAGAUGAGACACAGUAAAGUGGUAAGCUUAAGCGAAAGCAAUUUUAAGGAUAAUGAAUCAUUGGCCCCCCAUGAUUCUAUCAACUGGAGUAAAAUUCAAUAGAAUCGUGAUUCGCUGAGAUAGCGGAUCUAUAGACAUUAAUGGUGCGAUAAGCUUUCCCUGAAUCAAAAGAGGCUGACCAAAAAUUUAGAAUGUUUGCUAAAUCUGAAUGUAUGGGAUCCACUGCCCGUUCCAUGCACCAAUUAAGCCAAAUUUUCCAGGCUGAUCUGUAAUUUGCACGGGUUCCCGGUGCCCAUGCUUCUGAGAGAAUGUUUCUAGUAGUGUUUGAAAAUUCACUAUGAGAUUCGAAUGGCCCGAAAUGAGGGAUGCAAUCAGGGGUAAUUGGCCCAACAGUACUACAGGAUGCAAAGAUGUCGUAUUGAAAUGGACCCCACAGGGCAAGUAUUUGUUGGAAGAUGUUGGGAUCCAACAUCCAGUUGCUGUAAUCCACUAGGAAGCGGGAAUUCCAAUCUGCUACAGUAUUGGAAAGGCCGGGAAGGUAUUCUGCUCGUAACGUUAUGUUUCGAUCGAGGCAAAAAUGCCAUAAUUCUUUGGCAAUGUCGGCCAGUUGCUUGGAUUUUGUACCUCCUAAGCGAUUUAUAUAUUGGACUGCUGAUAUGUUGUCCAUCUUGAGAAGGAUACAACAAUGGGAUUUGUGUUUCGCAAAACUGCGUAGAGCGAAAAACCCUGCCAUGAGUUCCAGGCAGUUUAUAUGCAUAUUCGUCUCUUCUAGAGACCAUUUGCCUCCUGUGGAAUUGCCUCCACAAUGAGCUCCCCAGCCUAAAUGACUUGCGUCGGAUUCUAUAGUUAGGUCUGGGAAUGACGUGAAAAUGGCUUUCCCGUUCCAAAUUUGAACGUGAUCUAACCACCAGGAAAGUUCUAUUCUUGUCUCUGAAGUUAGAGAAAUCUCGUCUGAAUAAAGGAGACCAUUGUUUAGAUGUUCUCUUUUCAAUCUUUGAAGAGCCCGAUAGUGAAGGGGGGCUGGAAAUAUAGCCUGGAUCGAGGCUGAUAAAAGUCUUACAAUCCUUGCUAACGACCUGAUGGAAAUUAAUUCCUUCUUUAGAACUGACCUGAUCUCUUUUCGAAUUGUUUUCAACUUCCGUGAUGGAAGGCUGAGAGUGGCUAAAUUGGAAUUUACUAGAAAUCCUAAAAAUUCUAUCUCCUGAGAGGGAGUUAAAAUCGAUUUUUCGUAAUUUAUUUCAAAGCCAAGGCUUGUUAACAGAUUCAAUGUCCAUUGAGAAUGUGGUUGAAGAGUUUGCACACUCUGUGACAUAAUCAAUAUGUCGUCUAGAUAUAUUAUCAUUCUUAUUCCCUGCUUCGAAGUAGGGAUAUUACUGGUUUCAGUAAUUUGGUGAAACACCAAGGCGCAGAGGAUAAACCAAAUGGCAAUGAUUUGAAUUGCCAUUUCUUCCCUUGCCAUAGGAAUUGUAAAUAUUUCUGACAUGAAUGGUGGAUAGGUACCGUAAGGUAUGCAUCCUUCAAAUCUAUUUUGAUCAACCAGUCGUUGAACAUCAAUAGGUCUUUGAGGUAAUAAAUUCCCUCCAUUUUGAAAUGGUGGUAUCUGACAAAAUUGUUUAAGUAUUUCAAGUUUAUGACUGGUCUGUGACCAGAAUCUUUCUUUUUCACCAAGAAUAAAUUGCUUAUGAAGCCUGGGCUGUUCAUGGGCACCUGUAUGAUGGCAUUUUUUGAAUAUAAAUGUAAUAUUUCUUGAUGCACCAGGGCCUGGUCUUGGGCCGAAAAUUUUAUCGGGAAAGGCAUGUUUCUUUGGACGGGGAAUGAUAUAAAAUCUAUUUUGUAACCUAGAACCGUGUCUAGUAUCCAAGAGUCGUUUGUAACCUGACUCCAGACAUGGAAAAAACAAGUGAGUCUGCCCCCUAACCUUACUGGGAAAGAAUGGGGAGUUGUCAUACUCACCGGAUGAAGAUCUGAAGCGAGACAUCCCUCGAUGGCCUCUCGAUCUCCAAGGUCUGCCACGUAGUGGAAAGAAAGGAGUUGAUUGUUGGGUGUCAUAUGAGGAUCUGGAGGGUUGAAAAGUGUUCAUUGGAACCUGUCUAUGCUGAAAGGAACGGCUGGAAGAAUGGUUCCUUCCUCCUCCAGCCCUUCCGAAAACCUUAGGGUUGAAAGCUUUCUUCAGGGAUAACUGAGCCUUAUUAAGGGAACUAAAUAGAUUGACAUAUUUAUUAAUGUCUUUAAUAAAGGAUUCUCCGAAUAGGAGACCUUCCACAGCUGGACCAGGUUCGGAAGUAGCUAGAUUUGACAGUUGAGGGUCAAUUUUCAUUAAAAUAGACCUGCGGCGUUCACUGGUCAGCACUGCAUUAGCAUUCCCCAAAAGACAUAUAAUGCGUUGGGUCCAGCCUCUCAAAGUAUCAAUGCUGGGAGGAUUCCCAGAAGCUGCCGCCUAUUCCAAAGUUUCAAACAUUUUAGUCACAGGACCAGAAAUGUCCAUUAAUUUAUCUUGACAAGAUUUCAGUGACCUGUCAAGGCCUUUAUUAGGGUUCUUCCCUGAUUUUGAUAAAAAUUGUACAAUAGUAGGAUCUAGAUCAGAGGUCUGUGCGACUUUCUUUGAUAAGGUCCGUCUCGGGCAUUCAGCCCUUAGUUUAUUUCUAGUCGCUUGGUCAAGUGGUUUCCUUAACCAGUGUUCAAGAUAUUUGGCUACAUGAGCCAUAGGGACCCAUUCGGCUGACCUGGGGUGUUUAAUAUGGUCUGGGUCAAAUAAUGGUUUACCAUUAAAAUCCAAAAUAAUGUUUUCAUUGUCAGAUUUAGAAAUAAGCUCAGGUGUCUCUGAGAUAUAUGAACAAAUUGAGGCAGAAUCAGAGUCAGAUUUUUCAUCCUCUGAGAUUGAAGAUGAUUCACUAUCUGAGGAGGUUUUAUAGGAAUCAGGUUUGUUCCUGUGAAUGGCCUUCCGAGCCCGUUUAACUUCCUCACGAGCAGAGGGUCUUUUGAGUGAUUGAUUACACUCUUCAGUUUUGCGUGAAGCACGCAUUGUAUUCUUGUCUUGGUCCUUCCCUCUCUUAACUUGCUUAGAGCCGUUAGGGGAUUCUGCAGGACAUUCAAAGCAAUGUUUGCGUUUCUGGGUGGCCUUCCCAGACCUCCUAAAACCUUGAGCUAGGUUUUGUUCAGACUCCACAGAUGACCAGAAUUGGUCUGAAGGAGUAUUAAUUAAAUGAGUCUUCUCACUGGGUUUUGAGUUAUUUAUGGCUUGAGCCACAGACUUUGCAAUUGCCUCUUGCAUUGAGGACAUUGCAGUAUAAAUAGCAGAGGAAACUGACUUUUGAACGGAUAAAUCCACAAUAUUAUGUAAAGAAUCCUCAGUGAGGAUUUCACAGUCAUGAGAAACACCAGGUUUUGGUGAUUCAAUCUGUCUGAUCUCCUUAGAGUUCAUAAUUUCAAAAUUGCAACAAAUAGUAAUUGUAUCUACUAUUCGUAGAAUAGUUAAAUAGUAAGUAAAUGUUGCCAGUUAUGAUGGGAAAUACUGACAGGAAUUCAAAUAGUUCAAAUUAUAAUAAUUACCAUUAGAGAGUAACAAGUUGUGAGGAAAGCGCUGUACUGAGGUAAAGUGGGCGGGAAAGUUACCGCCCAUAAACAUCAUCAAUGUAUAAGGGACUAACUGACAGAAAACGCGCGUGCAACGGUUCGUGUAGAAACUGCCGAAAUGACUGAACAGUUUAAAGACAAAAAACUAUAAGAAACAUAGAAUUACUUCAGAAAAGCAUAUAUUCCAGUGAAUAAAUACAUAUGUCAAACAUAUAAUCAAACUAGAAGGUAUGUUUAGAAAGCAGUAGCAUAAGUGAAUAUACGAGAUACGUAUCUCUACUGGAGCAGCAAAGAAAGAGGGAGAAUAUUGGGGAUCAUUCACUAUAUGGACUAUACUGGAUGCUGAUUGGCUACCAACGUUCCAUUUCAGUUACUCUGUUGUUUUACCUUUUUUAUUCACUAAACUUUAUUGAAAAAAUGUCUUUGCUGCUGGAGUUAAGUAAAGAAAGUUAAUGCAUAAUAUGAGCCUCCUGUCUUGCUAUAAAAUUCAAAGUUGAUUUGUGAUACAGAGGUUAAAGCGACCUGAGUGCAGAUAAGGCACAGGUUUGAUAGAACGUAGACAGCAUUCUUGCAGAGGGUCGUAAAUAUCUUAUGUGAAGCUCACAGAGUGAGGGGGGAGAGAGAGAAAAAACCCCACAAGUGAAUAGUGCAGAAGAUGGUGCUAGAAGGGGGGAGUAUUCAGGGCCGCCUUUAACGGGGGGGGGGGGGCAAAAAGGGGGGGCUGCCCAGGGACCAGUUACUCCUGGGGGCCCAAGGCACCUUUCCCGUGGGCCCCCUGCCCUCAACUACUUAUUCCCCACCAAUAACACAUAUAUUGUUUGUGUAUUGUAUUUUUGUAAUGUUGUAUCCCAUUGUAACAAUGCAAUGUUUGUGGACCCAGGACAUACUUGAAAACGAGAGAAAUCUCAAUGUAUCCAUCCUGGUAAAAUAUUUUAUAAAUAAAUAAAUAUCCUUAUGUCACAAGCAGUGGUUCAAAGGUAACCUGUUUGGCCCUGUGCAGUCAAAUUUAUUCUCCCCAUCCCAUUGCUAAUUCUACUUUUACAAUUGUGAUGUUGGGGUGCUGGUAAUCCGGGGUGUCUUAAAAUGGUACUGAGGGGGUCCAGCCCUGAAUGUGAGGCCGUAUAGCCCCAAAUCUGUUGUGCUUCUCCUUGCCUGCGUCCGGUCUCCUCUGUGACUUUAGAAAUCACCCAGGAGCGGAGGCAGGUCAAUGACAGAGACACAGGGAUUCUAACAGAGAGUCCUAUUAAAGAGUCACAUUAGAGAAUAGUCAUAUUAGAGAGUGACAUUCGAGAGUCAUAUUCCCUGUGUGUCUGCUGCUUCCGUCUCUAGCUGAGCCUCACUGAGCAGCUGUACGCAGAGAGAAAAAGGCCACCUGUCAGCAGAGAGGACCAGGGAAACCGAUGCCGAGGGCUAGACGCAUGCUGCCUGUUCUCCUACAUGAAGCUUGUGGUCGAUAGCCCUGAAACAGUGGCUGGCCACCUGCCUUCUCCUCAACCAUCCAUCAUUGGAUCAUAAGGCCUAAAUGGGCACCCGUGGGCGGAUACUACAGAUCCUGAUACUUAUUGUAUAUUUAUGUUUGUCUUUAUGCCACUAGCAUUACACUAAUAACAGGUGGAGAUUACACUGUGACAGCUUUAUAACUAGUAUUUUAUGGUGUUCACACUUUGGUGUGCUAACCUUGCUGGUUUGGGAGCCUUUUAUCUAAGAUGUUGGAGAAACACUUUAUUUAUACAGCCUCCUGCACACUGUAUACUUUUAGGAAGCACCAGCACACUUUUUGUUGUUCUUUGUAAUGUGUGUGUGUGUGUGUAUCUUUGUGUCUGUGAGUAACUCUGCGUGUGCUAAGAGGCGUAUUCAGAGAUGGAGUUAGAGAGGGACAUGGGCAGAGUUUGAGGAGCAGUCAGGUGUGUAGCAUUAGGAAAUUGUGUUUUUGACCCUGGCAACUUCCCUGUUGGUAAUGCAUACAAUUCCUUUCUCUCCCUACUUGUUCUGUUUGUCAGUAAUGGAUAAAGACACAAUUGUGCAGGGAAUUCUGAAUGGAGAGUUGGGCAGGCUAAUGGAGGCAGGCAAAGGAGAAGUCAUAAAAGGGACAAAACUGCCCUAAAAUGAUGGAAUGGACAGUUGCAGUUCCAGGCCCCAUUCAUGGUUCUUAUUCUUACAUGGACUCAAUACCUGGAGAUCUUUGUCACAUUGCCUGACAAGUAAAAAAUUCUAGGCAUACCAGAAAGAAAAUCUGUAAGGUGGGAUGGGAGCCCAAAUCAGGACUGUGGGGAGGUAGGACUGUGAUAUGGGUUUACUUCAGGGAGAUCAUGCCAAACUAAUCUUAUUGAUUUUUUUGAUUGUGUAACUAAAAUUAUAGAUCAGGGUGGUGCAGUAGACAUUGCUUACCUAGAUUUCAGUAAGGCUUUUGACACUGUUGCACAUAGAAGGCUUAUCAAUAAACUGCAAUCUUUUAAGUUUGGAUUCCAAUAUUGUUGAAUGGGUAAGGCAGUGGCUGAGUGACAGGCAACAGAGGGUUGUAGUUAAUGGAAUAUAUUCUAAGCUUGGACUUGUCACCAGUGGGGUACCUCAGGGAUCUGUACUUGGACCCAUUCUCUUUAAUAUUUUUAUUAGUGAUAUUUCAGAAGGUCUUGAUGGUAAGGUAUGUCUUUUUGCUGAUGAUACUAAGAUAUGUAACAGGGUUGAUGUUCCAGGAGGGAUAAGCCAAAUGGCAAAUGAUUUAGGUAAAACUAGAAAAAUGGUCAGAAUUGUGGCAACUGACAUUUAAUGUGGAUAAGUGCAAGAUAAUGCAUCUUGGACGUAAAAACCCAAGGGCAGAGUACAGAAUAUUUGAUAGAGUCCUAACCUCAACAUAUGAGGAAAGGGAUUUAGGGGUGAUUAUUUCUGAUGAUUUAAAGGUAGAAAAAGAAAAAAGCCGGUGGCCAAAGACAACCAGCCUAUAAGUGUGUCAGGGGAAUCCUGAGAGGGGGUAACCCUUACAUACGUUUGAGGAAAAAUACAAAGAUAGGAAGAUCUAGGCAGAGAGGAGGAAACUCCUCGUCCCUACACUAAGUCAACCAAAAGAGGAAACCCCAUCCUUGAUGUAAUGCUAAAAAUAAAACUUAACCUUUAUUGAUAAAAAAUAAAAUAAUGCAAACACACAAAAAAUAGAUAAAGAUAAAAAGUAUAAGGAGUGCCACCGCAAUCACUGUGGGUGUGGACAAUAAAAAUGAAUCAUAUUAUGUCCUCCAGAACCACUUAUGGAUAGGUAUCAAACAAGGAGACUAGUUACUAAAUAGGGUAGGAUAUGGAGAGGAGAGAGAAAAAGAAAAUUAAAUAAAUAGAGGAAUUCCUCUGAGUCACUAUAAACAACUCCUAGAAAGGAAAGUGAGAACCUAAUAGGCACUGUGGCAGACAGUAACAAGAUAUCUAGUGCAAGUAGAAACUAAAUUGCACCUGUAACAGUAACCCCUAUAAUGUGGGAUAAUAAACUGGAUAUUGCCUCAAAAAUGCAUACCAGAGGGCUUUAUUGAGUUAUAGAGGAGACCUUCUAAGAGACAAAGAGGCUCCAACAAAACAAGAACACAUUCGCUGUGUAGCCACGUUUGAUUCUGGAUGAGACCAGACCAAACGGAUACUAGGCAGAUUCUGGCCUCUGAUCUCCCAAGAUCCUCAACUCAAAGGAGUUGUGACUCCAUUUGUUUCCCUCACUGCACGAAGAGGCAGAAAUUUAAAAGAAGUUUUGGUCCCCAGCCAUUUGUCCACUAAGUGUGUCAGUACAAACUGGCUUUCCGUGCAGGGCACCUACCAAUGUGGCAGGUGCGUGGCCUGUCAGUACAUGAUGAAAAAUUCAAAAGUCCUUUUAGAUUUGACUGAUAAAUCAAUGUGUCAGAUUAAACAAUUUUUCAAUUGUAAUACGAAGGGGAUUAUAUAUUUGCUGAAAUGUUUAUGUGGCCUUAGAUAUGUGGGGAAAACCAUCCGCCCCUUUAAGAGGCGUGUUAUGGAACACAUACACUCAGUCAAAAAUUUCAGAGAUACCCCGGUUUCUAGACACAUUAGAAAUGAUCAUCAUGGUGACACGCGAGGGAUCAAAUUUGCAGGUAUCGAAAAGGUGCAAUUGGGUCGUAGAGGAGGUGACCUGGACCGUACCCUCCUCAAAAGAGAAUGCUUUUGGAUCUAUAAAUUCAAUACAUUGGCCCCCAAUGGAUUAAAUGAAGGAUUUACGUUUACUCCCUUUAUUGAAUAAUGAGUUACACAGUGAAUAAUAUUUAACAUCUUUAAUAAUGCAAUAUUACUUGAUUUAUAUAUAUAUAUAUAUCAUUUUUGUAAAUACUUUUGUUAUUUGUUGAUUAAAAAUUGACUGUAAUGUCUUGUUCCCUCUUAUAUUAUAUAUGAAACUUAUGUGAAACUUAAGCGUUGUCACCUGAUCAAAACAUUAUUGUUUAACUAUAAUAUCUGUAUAUUAUCCCACUAUGAGUGAUUAGGACCAAAAGAUUUCUAAUAGCUAGUCACACUAACGCUUUAUGUACUAGCAAAAACAUGUCUUUUUCAUCCUUUGUUUAUUUAACUAACAAGCACAUAAUUUCUGUAAAUAUGUCACUUUGUUUCAUUUUAUCUGGUUACUUUGAUUGAUCAUAUAACAAAUGAAUAUUUUACUGACUUUAUACAUCUGUUUCUUUAACACCAUAUGAAUGACCAGGUUAAUGUUUAGGCAAUGGUUCACUAGGGGCACAUUUGCAUACCCUGUCAAUCACUCACACAAGGGGAAGGUACCUGUUUGAACGCCGUUUCGGCGCGAACAGGUUUGACACGCCCACAUAGUUUUGCCGAUUCGGUACACUUAUAUAAGAGCCGGGCAGGGGAUAGACGGUUGCUUUACCUCUGACGAAGGCGCAUUAGAAGCGCUGAAACGUGCGUUAGGUAGUCUAGUUUGGAGUUGCCACGAGUGUUAGGUUUUAGCAAGCUGUUACUAGCAUAAGGGAUUUGGGGAUACGUGAGGAGGGAAGGAGUUUGCUUGUUCACGAUAUGAGUCUUUUUCUAUUUUGGCAGUCUCCAUUUAUGCUGCAGUGGCUCUUUUGGUAACAAUAUCCAGUUUCUUAUCCCACAUUAUAGGGGUUACUGUUACAGGUGCAAUUUAGUUUCUACUUGCACUAGAUAUUUUGUUACUAUCUGCCACAGUGCCUAUUAGGUUCUCACUUUCCUUUCUAGGAGUUGUUUAUAGUGACUCAGAGGAAUUCCUCUAUUUAUUUAAUUUUGUUUUUCUCUCUCCUCUCCAUAUCCUACCCUAUUUAGUAACUAGUCUCCUUGUUUGAUACCUAUCCAUAAGUGGUUCUGGAGGACAUAAUAUGAUUCAUUUUUAUUGUCCACACCCACAGUGAUUGCGGUGGCACUCCUUAUACUUUUUAUCUUUAUCUAUUUUUUGUGUGUUUGCAUUAUUUUAUUUUUUAUCAAUAAAGGUUAAGUUUUAUUUUUAGCAUUACAUCAAGGAUGGGGUUUCCUCUUUUGGUUGACUUAGUGUAGGGACGAGGAGUUUCCUCCUCUCUGCCUAGAUCUUCCUAUCUUUGUAUUUUUGAUUUAAAGGUAGGCAGACAAUGUAAUAGAGCAGCAGGAAAUGCUAGCAGAAUGCUUGGUUGUAUAGGGAGAGGUAUUAGCAGUAGAAAGAGGGAAGUGCUCAUGCCAUUGUACAGAACACUGGUGAGACCUCACUUGGAGUAUUGUACACAGUACUGGACACCGUAUCUUCAGAAGGAUAUUGAUACUUUGGAGAGAGUUCACAGAAGCACUACUAAACUUGUUCAUGGAUUGCGGGAUAAAACUUACCAGGAAAGGUUAAAGGAUCUUAACAUGUAUAGCUUGGAGGAAAGACGAGACGGGGGGAUAUGAUAGAAACAUUUAAAUAUAUAAAGGGAAUCAACACAGUAAAGGAGGAGACUAUAUUUAAAAGAAGAAAAACUACCACAACAAGAGAACAUAGUCUUAAAUUAGAGGGACAAAGGUUUAAAAAUAAUAUCAGGAAGUAUUACUUUACUGAGAGGGUAGUGGAUGCAUGGAAUAGCUUUCCAGCUGAAGUGGUAGAGGUUAACACAGUAAAGGAGUUUAAGCAUGCGUGGGAUAGGCAUAAGGCUAUCCUAACUAUAAGAUAAGGCCAGGGACUAAUGAAAGUUUUUAGAAAAUUGGGCAGACUAGAUGGGCCGAAUGGUUCUUAUCUGCCGUCACAUUCUAUGUUUCUAUGUCUAUCAAAUGUCUCUAAAGAACCACCACAAAUAAAGUUACACCUCUCUCUCCGUAUUUUCCUGGGUAACAUCUCCAAGCAUUGUUUGACAGAAUACAGAGUAAAAAAUAUGUCAACCUGGCAUAUAUACUUAGAGUUUAGAGGAGGCCAUAACACUAUCACAUGGAUCAUUUUGGAGUCAAACAGUCUUUCUGGCAGAACACAAAUCUUCAAUGUUCUUGACUUUUCAGCUGAUUAAUACUGUAAAUGUUGUAUAAAAUAUAUUUAGAUGUAAACCUUAGUAGCGGCUUUAAGCUUUGAGUAAAUAAGCGGUGUAGCAUCAGGAAAUGUGUGAGCUGCUGCUUUAAAAUAGAUAGUCAAAGAACGGUUGAGACUCUAGGACACUAUAUGCCUAUAGGCAGGGCCGGACUGGCCCACUGGGAUACCGGGAAUUUCCCGGUGGGCCGUCGGCACCUGGGGCCGGGCAGGCAGCUGGCUCUUCUGGCGGCCGCAUGGGGGAGCUCCUUUGGCGGCCGCAGGGGGAGCUGGCUGUUCUGUCUCUGCUCCCCCUCCCCUGCGCACUGCUUAAUGAGACCGGGGCCGGAAUAUGACGUCAGCCAGCUCCCCCUGCGGCCGCCAAUGGAGCUCCCCCAUGCGGCCGCCAGAAGAGCUCCCCACAGGUAGAAAUUGUGUGUGUCAGUGUGAGUGUAUGUGUGUGUGUCUGUGUCAUUUGUGUGCGUCUGUCUGUGUCAUGGUGUGUGUGUGUGUGUGUCUGUGUCAUGGUGUGUGUCUGUGUCAUGGUGUGUGUCUGUGUCAUGGUGUGUGUGUGUCUGUCUGUGUCAUGGUGUGUGUCUUUGUCAUGGUGUGUGUGUGUCUGUCUGUGUCAUGGUGUGUGUGUCUGUGUCAUGGUGUGUGUGUCUGUGUCAUUGUGUGUGUCUGUGUCAUGUUGUGUGUGUGUCUCUGUCAUGGUGUGUGUGUGUCUAUCUGUGUCAUGCAAUGUGUGUCUGUGUCAUGGUGUGUGUCUGUGUCAUGGUGUGUGUGUCUGUCUGUGUCAUGGUGUGUGUCUGUGUCUGUCUGUGUCAUGGCGUGUGUGUCUGUGUCAUUGUGUGUGUCUCUGUCAUGGUGUGUGUAUGUGUCAUGGUGUGUGUGUAUUUGUCAUUGUGUGUGUGUAUGUGUCAUGGUGUGUGUGUGUUUGUCAUGGUGUGUGUGUGUCUGUUUGUCAUGGUGUGUGUGUCUGUCUGUGUCAUGUAAUGUGUGUCUGUCUGUGUCACGGUCUCUCUGUGUCGUGGUGUGUGUGUGUCUGUGUGUCAUGGUGUGUGUGUCUGUGUUGUGUGUGUGUGUGUCUGUGUCACGGUCUGUCUGUGUUAUGGUGUGUGUGUGUGUCAAGGUGUGUGUGUCUUUUUUAAGGUGUGUGUCUGUCAUGGUAUGUGUGUGUCUCUGUCAUGGUGUGUGUGUGUCUGUCUGUGUCAUGGUGUGUCUGUCUGUCACGGUGUGUGUGUGUUUCUGUCUGUGUCACGGUGUGUGUCUGUGUCAUGGUCUGUCUGUGUCAUGGUGUGUGUCUGUCAUGGUAUGUGUAUGUGUAUGUGUGUUUUUACUCACCUUUUUUUUUCCCCACGUCGUGCUGGUCUCCCCUCGACUGGCCCUGCCUCUACGACUGAGAUCAUCAAGCUUGAUGAUGUCAGCCAAUCCGCACUGAUACAGGAAGCACCUCUAGUGACCGUCUGAGUGUCUGUCACUAGGAAGCAAUGUAAACACUGCCUUUUCUCUAAAAAGUCAGUGUUUACAUUGAAAAGCCUGCAGGGACAGGAUAUAGACACCAGAGCCACUACAUGAAGCUGUGUGUGUGUGCGCGCCUGCUAGUGAGUGGGCUUGCUUGUGUGUGUGUGCCUGCUACUGAGUGAGCUUGUGUUUUUAUGUCAAUGACCUUAUGUAUAUCAGUGAGAUUGUUUGUCUAUGAGUCUGUGUAUCAAUGAGCUUGUGUGUGUCAGUGAGAUUGUCUGUGUCUGCAUGUGAGUAUGCUUACUGUAUAAUUAAAAAUUUUACUCUGAAAGGACCAAUAUUUUAUAUUGGAAAAAGAUAUAUAUAUCAUCUAGGGUUGCAAGACAUAGCCUUAAAUUUUACAUGCGACAAUAUAUGGCGCAAUCACUUAUGGGGCUGGCAUAGAUUUUUUUUUCCAGGGCUGCUUUGGAAUCCCCAGUCCGGCCCUGCCUAUAGGGAAGAUAAUCUCACUUGUACAAAUAAGAUAAGAACACAGACAGUGACAAGGAUAUAUGUAAGGAUAUCAAAGACUUUUCAGUAAGUUCUUGUGAUCUCUCAUAUUUUCUUUCAUUGUUUUCUUUUUAAAGGAUCACGCUUAUAUUAUAAAUAGAUAUAUUUAUUAGAGUGUUUUUGUCACUCAUUACAUUUUUACCACCCCUGACUAAAGUAAAAUAAAAGUUAGACUCUCUCACUUUUAUCCAGCAUUGUCUUGGUCUCACCACGGCAGCCAAUCAUCCUCUUCUGAGCUUGUCAUUACUGAUGAUCUCUGACCAAUCCAAUGCUUCUAGAGUGGUGAUAGCCAGAGGCUUUGUUCUCAUAGAGACACAUUAAAUCCAAUGUAAUCUAUUAGAGGCAUUAACAGUGUUCAGCGAUACCGAAUGUGAAGACGCAAAAUAACUCAAAGUCUUCUAUAAGAACAUGCAGAUGACGGCUGACUGACAAAUAUAAACAUUACAGUUUCUCACAAACAGCAAUAUUUACAUUUAUCGGAUUUUAUUAAAGGACCACUAUAGUGCCAGGAAAACAUACUCGUUUUCCUGGCACUAUAGUGCCCUGAGGGUGCCCCCACCCUCAAGGACCCCCUCCCGCCGGGCUGGAUGCUUUCCUAUGGACGCUUGCUUCUUCUCACUGUGAUUUUCACAGUGAGAAUCACGCAAGCACCUCUAGCGGCUGUCAAUGAGACAGCCACUAGAGGAUUUAGAGGCUGGAUUAACCCAUUUAUAAACAUAGCAGUUUCUCUGAAACUGCUAUGUUUAUAAAAAACAAGGGUUAAUCCUAGAGGGACCUGGCACCCAGACCACUUCAAUAAACUAUCUCCUAAUUGGUCUUCCCAAUAGCCGUAUUGCCCCGCUACAGUCUGUCCUCUCACACCUCACCCCUCUGUCAUUCCUUACAUUGGCUUCCUGUAUCCUAUAGGAGUAAAUUCACGGUACUAACGUAUACCUAUAUAGCACUGACCAAUUCUAGCCCCUCUUAUAUCUCCUCACAGAUCUAUAGGUAUGCCCCUUCUCGAUCUCUCUGCUCUGCCCGUGACCUUCUCCUGUCCGCUAAUCGCACCCGUACAGCCAACUCGUGCUUGCAGGACUUCUCGCGGGCGGCUCCCUUCCUGUGGAAUAUCCUGCCUACCGCCAUCAGACUCUCCCCUACUCUUGAAUCUUUUAAGGAAUCUUUAGGAAAGCUUAUGGCCUCCCAGAGUAACCUCUACCAUGCAUACCUGUCUCUUGCUCUCUCCUAUAGGGCAGCACUCUACUCUCUCCUCCAGCUCUGCUUCACUCCCAACUAUUUUGAUUGCUACCUCCUGUCCUAUUGUGUUUUACACCCCAUCUCCUAUAGACUGUAAGCUCGUUGGAGCAGGGUCCUUAACCCAGCUCCUGAGUGGCUUAUUGCUCUGUCACUGACCCUGUAACUCCUUAUUACAGUAACCCAGCUCCUGAGUGCUUUAUUGCUCUAUCACUGACCCUGCUGUUUCUAAGUGUCUAGUUGGAGAUAUUCUGGAGGUAACCUGGAGGUAAUCUGAGGUAUUCAGGAGGAUAAAGGAAAAAAGUUAAGAUUUGUUAGAUUUAAAUUAUUCUCAUAAUUGGAAUGGCAGGCUUAGUUCAGUGUAACAAUUGCUAUGCAUUUGUUUCACGUUCCACUUUUUGGAGGUUUGGUUGUUGUCUUAUCUGUAGACAGUUCUCUAUCUUGCGGCAGGAGAUUGUAUUUUUUGAAGUCUGAGAUUUGUAAAUUAUCUGGUGUAGAAACUCAGACUGGAACUGCUGCAAAGCCACUGCCGCAGAGACAUGCUAGGAAAGGCAGAUGGAUUACUGUAGGAUCUGGUAGACUUAGAGUUGUGGAUAAAAGGCAUUUUGUACAGUCUGUUGCUCUUCAUAAUUCAUUUUCUGCACUUUCAGAGUGUAAUGGUGUUGUGGAGAGAGGCACUGAGGCUAGUGGUGUUGUGGAGAGAGGCACUAAGACUAGUGGUGUUGUAGAGAGAGUCACUGAGGAUAGUGGUGUUGUGGAGAGAGGCACUGAGGCUAGUGGUGUUGUGGAGACCGGCUUGGUGAGGCCUAAUAGAAAGCAGUUGUUGUUGGGUGAUUCCAUUAUAAGAGGUAUGGAGAUGGACAAUGGUGGUCUUGUGAGGUGUCUUCCCGGAGCUACUGCUCACAGAGACAGGAGACGUAUCUGUAAUAUUGUUAAGCAAGCAAAGCAGGAAGGGGAAUUGGAUGUACUUGUCCAUCUAGGGACAAAUGACUUGGCUUGCAAUGAAGUUUCAGAGGUUAAGGAAGUUUUUAGGGUUUUUGCCAAUGAUAUACGGCAGGUUGCUUCCACACUGCAUAACACUCAGAACGACAGGCGGAUGCGUAUUAGGGACUUUAAUUUGUGGCUUGGUAAAUGCUGUCGGGAGCAAGGAUUUGGCUUUAUUUAUCAUGGUAGCUCUGUUUGGAAUGGAGAUAAGCUGUACAAAAAAGAUGGUUUGCAUCUUUCUCAAAGGGGAACAAAUGUUCUCAGUGAGCAGUUCAGAGGUUUUGCUAGGAUGUAUUUAAACUAGGAGGGGGGGCAAAAGGGUAAUAAAACAUCAAUCCAAUUGUCCCCCAAAACAAGGACAGAAGGUGCCUGUAGCAAGUGUGUUAAAAAAUUAUAAGCUUAGAGUCAUGUCUACAAAUGCUCGCAGUUUAGGGAAUAAGAUCCAUGAACUUGUGGCAAUAAUGGCAACCGAUAGUGUAGAUUUAGUCGCUGUUACUGAGACAUGGUAUAAUGAGAAAAAUGACUGGGACAUAGCAAUACCAGGGUACUCUUUAUAUAGAAAAGAUAGGGAAGGCAAGAAAGGGGAGGGGUGGCCCUGUAUGUGAAGGAUAGCAUAAAAUCUAGCCUAAUAAAAGUUAGUGAGGCGAACAUAGAGUCCGUUUGGGUUACGUUAGAAUUUGGUAAUCACACAGUAAUUUAUGUAGGUGUGAUUUAUAAGCCCCCAGGACAAAUUGAAGAGUUAGAUAAUCUACUAGUUGAGGAAAUAGCUAAAAUGACAAUGAAGGGGGAAGUUAUCAUCAUGGGUGACUUUAAUCUUCCUGAUGUAAAUUGGAAAACAAAAUUAGCUACUUGUGCCAGGAGCACACAUAUUCUAAACUCCCUACUGGGAUUGUCUCAAAAACAAGUUGUUGAGGAGCCAACUCGUAAAGAGGCCAUACUAGAUUUAGUGUUAACAAAUGGAGAUUUGGUAUCAGAUGUUACUGUAGGUGAAAGUUUAGGAUCCAGUGAUCAUCAGUCAGUGUGGUUUAAUAUAAGAACAGUGACUGAGUCACACCACACAAAAACAAAAGUUUUAGACUUUAGAAAACAGACUUUUCUAAAAUUAGAAUAUGGGUAGAGGAGUCAUUAUCAGACUGGAGCAAUUUAAAUGGAGUCCAAGAGAAAUGGGAUUAUUUAAAGUUGCACUAUUGAAGGCAACAGAAAAUUGCAUUAGGCUUGUCAGUAAAAGCAAAAAAUUCAAGAAACCACUGUGGUACUCCGCAGAUGUGGCCAAAAUAGUUAAAAACAAAAAGUUAGCAUUUAGGAAUUAUAAAAAAACCUAGAGUGAGGAAGACAAAAUGAUCUAUAAGAUUAGGCAGAAAGAGGCUAAGCAAGUUAUAAGAGCUUCCAAAUCACACACAGAAGAGAAAAUAGCACAGUCAGUAAAAAGGGGGGAUAAAACAUUUUUUAGAUACAUAAAUGAGAAAAGAAAAGUAAAACAAGGAUUAGUUAGAUUAAAACAAAAGAAGGAAGGUAUGUAGAAGAGGAUAAAGGUCAGGCUGACUGCCUCAAUGAAUAUUUUUGUUCUGUAUUUACAGAAGAAAAUGAAGGAAAGGGACCUCAGUUGAGAAAAAGGAUAAAUGAGUCAUCUAUUACACGUGAGUUUACAGAGGAAGAGGUUCUAUUUCAACUGUCAAAAGUAAAGACAAAUAAGUCAAUGGGACCUGAUGGAAUACACCCAAAGCUAUUAAAAGAGCUUAGUGGUGUACUAGCAAAACCAUUAACAGAUUUAUUUAACCAAUCAUUGUUAACAGGAGUAGUCCCAGAAGAUUGGAAAUUAGCGAAUGUUGUGCCCAUUUACAAGAAAGGUAAUAGGGAAGAGUCGGGCAACUAUAGGCCAGUAAGCCUUACUUCAGUAGUGGGGAAAGUGAUGGAAACCAAGUUAAAGGAUAGGAUUGAUGAACAUCUAAAAACACAUGGAUUUCAAGAUCAGAGACAACAUGGGUUUACUUCAGGGAGAUCAUGCCAAACUAAUCUUAUUGAUUUUUGAUUGGGUAACUAAAAUUAUAGAUCAGGGUGGUGCAGUAGACAUUGCUUACCUAGAUUUCAGUAAGGCUUUUGACACUGUUGCACAUAGAAGGCUUAUCAAUAAACUGCAAUCUUUAAGUUUGGAUUCCAAUAUUGUUGAAUGGGUAAGGCAGUGGCUGAGUGACAGGCAACAGAGGGUUGUAGUUAAUGGAAUAUAUUCGAAGCUUGGACUUGUCACCAGUGGGGUACCUCAGGGAUCUGUACUUGGACCCAUUCUCUUUAAUAUUUUUAAUAGUGAUAUUGCAGAAGGUCUUAAUGGUAAGGUAUGUCUUUUUGCUGAUGAUACUAAGAUAUGUAACAGGGUUGAUGUUCCAGGAGGGAUAAGCCAAAUGGCAAAUGAUUUAGGUAAACUAGAAAAAUAGUCAGAGUUGUGGCAACUGACAUUUAAUGUGGAUAAGUGCAAGAUAAUGCAUCUUGGACGUAAAAACCCAAGGGCAGAUUACAGAAUAUUUGAUAGGUUCUAACCUCAACUUGUAUGAGGAAAGGGAUUUAGGGGUGAUUAUUUCUGAUGACUUAAAGGGUAGGCCAGACAAUGUAAUAGAGCAGCAGGAAAUGCUAGCAAGUACUUGGUUGUAUGAGUAUUAUGAGCUGAAGGGAAGUACUCAUUAUACCUUCUGAACACUGGGUGGAACACCUAACGGGUAUUACAGUACGGUCGUCUGCUCGCACAAAUUACAGAGAGGGUUCAGAAGGGCUACUAAACUGGUUCAUGGAUUGCGGGAUAAAACUUACCAGGAAAGGUUAAAGGAUCUUAACAUGUAUAGCUUGGAGGAAAGACGAGACAGGGGGGGAUAUGAUAGAAACAUUUAAAUAUAUAAAGGGAAUCAACACAGUAAAGGAGGAGACUAUAUUUAAAAGAAGAAAAACUACCACAACAAGAGGACAUAGUCUUAAUCCCUUAAGGACACAACUUCUGGAAUAAAAGGGAAUCUUGACGGAAUAUUUCCGUCAUGUGUCCUUAAGGGGUUAAAUUAGAGGGACAAAGGUUUAAAAAUAAUAUCAGGAAGUAUUACUUUACUGAGAGGGUAGUGGAUGCAUGGAAUAGCCUUCCAGCUGAAGUGGUAGAGGUUAACACAGUAAAGGAGUUUAAGCAUGCAUGGGAUAGGCAUAAGGCUAUCCUAACUAUAAGAUAAGGCUAGGGACUAAUGAAAGUUUUUAGAAAAUUGGGAAGACUAGAUGGGCCGAAUGGUUCUUAUCUGCCGUCACAUUCUAUGUUUCUAUGUUUCUAUGUUUCUAUUGCUCUGUCACUGACCCUGUAACUCCUUAUUACAGUAACCCGGCUCCUGAGUGCCUUAUUGCUCUGUCACUGACCCUGUGACAUCUUAUUACAGUAACCCAGCUCCUGAGUGCCUUAUUGCUCUAUCACUGACCCUGUAACUCCUUAUUACAAUAACCCGGCUCCUGAGUGCCUUAUUGCUCUGUCACUGAUCCUGUAACUCCUUAUUACAGUAACCCAGCUCCUGAGUGCUUUAUUGCUCUAUCACUGACCUUGUAACUCCUUAUUACAGUAACCCAGCUCCUGAGUGCCUUAUUGCUCUGUCACUGACCCUGUAACUCCUUAUUACAGUAACCCAGCUCCUGAGUGCCUUAUUGCUCUGUCACUGACCUUGUAACUCCUUAUUACAGUAACCCGGCUCCUGAGUGCCUUAUUGCUCUGUCACUGACCCUGUAACUCCUUAUUACAGUAACCCAGCUCCUGAGUGCCUUAUUGCUCUAUCACUGACCCUGUAACUCCUUAGUACAGUAACCCAGCUCCUGAGUGCCUUAUUGCUCUAUCACUGACCCUGUAACUCCUUAGUACAGUAACCCAGCUCCUGAGUGCCUUAUUGCUCUGUCACUGACCCUGUAACUCCUUAUUACAGUAACCCAGCUCCUGAGUGCCUUAUUGCUCUAUCACUGACCCUGUAACUCCUUAUUACAGUAACCCAGCUCCUGAGUGCCUUAUUGCUCUAUCACUGACCCUGUAACUCCUUAUUACAGUAACCCAGCUCCUGAGUGCCUUAUUGCUCUGUCACUGACCCUGUAACACCUUAUUACAGUAACCCAGCUCCUGAGUGCCUUAUUGCUCUGUCACUGACCCUGUAACUCCUUAUUACAGUAACCCAGCUCCUGAGUGCCUUAUUGCUCUGUAACCUCACUGACCCUGUAACUCCUUAUUACAGUAACCCAGCUCCUGAAUGCCUUAUUGCUCUAUCACUGACCCUGUAACUCCUUAUUACAGUAACCCGGCUCCUGAGUGCCUUAUUGCUCUAUCACUGACCCUGUAACUCCUUAUUACAGUAACCCGGCUCCUGAGUGCCUUAUUGCUCUAUCACUGACCCUGUAACAUCGUAUUACAGUAAUCCAGCUCCUGAGUGCCUUAUUGCUCAAUUAAUAACCCUGUAACUCCUUAUUACAGUAACCCGGCUCCUGAGUGCCUUAUUGCUCUGUCACUGACCUUGUAACUCCUUAUUACAAUAACCCAGCUCUGAGUGCCUUAUUGCUCUAUCACUGACCCUGUAACGCCUUAUUACAGUAACCCGGCUCCUGAGUGCCUUAUUGCUCUAUCACUGACCCUGUAACACCUUAUUACAGUAACCCAGCUCCUGAGUGCCUUAUUGUUCUAUCACUGACCCUGUAACACCUUAUUACAGUAACCCAGCUCCUGAGUGCCUUAUUGCUCUGUCACUGACCCUGUAACUGCUCCUGAGUGCCUUAUUGUUCUAUCACUGACCCUGUAACACCUUAUUACAGUAACCCAGCUCCUGAGUGCCUUAUUGCUCUAUCACUGACCCUGUAACUCCUUAUUACAGUAACCCGCUCCCGAGUGCCUUAUUGCUCUAUCACUGACCCUGUAACACCUUAUUACAGUAACCCGGCUCCUGAGUGCCUUAUUGCUCCAUCACUGACCCUGUAACUCCUUAUUACAGUAACCCGGCUCCUGAGUGCCUUAUUGUUCUAUCACUGACCCUGUAACUCCUUAUUACAGUAACCCAGCUCCUGAGUGCCUUUUUGCUCUAUCACUGACCCUGUAACAUCGUAUUACAGUAAUCCAGCUCCUGAGUGCCUUAUUGCUCAAUUAAUAACCCUGUAACUCCUUAUUACAGUAACCCGGCUCCUGAGUGCCUUAUUGCUCUAUCACUGACCCUGUAACAUCGUAUUACAGUAAUCCAGCUCCUGAGUGCCUUAUUGCUCAAUUAAUAACCCUGUAACUCCUUAUUACAGUAACCCAGCUCCUGAGUGCCUUAUUGCUCUGUCACUGACCUUGUAACUCCUUAUUACAAUAACCCAGCUCCUGAGUGCCUUAUUGCUCUAUCACUGACCCUGUAACUCCUUAUUACAGUAACCCGGCUCCUGAGUGCCUUAUUGCUCUAUCACUGACCCUGUAACUCCUUAUUACAGUAACCCAGCUCCUGAGUGCCUUAUUGCUCUAUCACUGACCCUGUAACACCUUAUUACAGUAACCCAGCUCCUGAGUGCCUUAUUGCUCUAUCACUGACCCUGUAACACCUUAUUACAGUAACCCGGCUCCUGAGGGCCUUAUUGCUCUAUCACUGACCCUGUAACACCUUAUUACAGUAACCCAGCUCCUGAGUGCCUUAUUGCUCUAUCACUGACCCUGUAACACCUUAUUACAGUAACCCGGCUCCUGAGUGCCUUAUUGCUCUAUCACUGACCCUGUAACACCUUAUUACAGUAACCCAGCUCCUGAGGGCCUUAUUGCUCUAUCACUGACCCUGUAACACCUUAUUACAGUAACCCAGCUCCUGAGUGCCUUAUUGCUCCAUCACUGACCCUGUAACACCUUAUUACAGUAACCCAGCUCCUGAGGGCCUUAUUGCUCUAUCACUGACCCUGUAACACCUUAUUACAUUACCCAAGAUCCUGAGUGUCUUAUUGCUCUAUCACUAGCCUUGUAACACCUUAUUACAGUAACCAAGCUCCUGAGUGCCUUAUUGCUCUAUCACUGACCCGUAACUCCUUAUUACAGUAACCCAGCUCCUGAGUGCCUUAUUGCUCUAUCACUGACCCUGUAACACCUUAUUACAGUAACCCAGCUCCUGAGUGCCUUAUUGCUCUAUCACUGACCCUGUGACACCUUAUUACAGUAACCCAGCUCCUGAGUGCCUUAUUGCUCUAUCACUGACCCUGUAACACCUUAUUACAGUAACCCGGCUCCUGAGUGCCUUAUUGCUCUGUCACUGACCCUGUAACUCCUUAUCACAGUAACCUGGCUCCUGAGUGCCUUAUUGCUCUGUCACUGACCCUGUAACACCUUAUUACAGUAACCCAGCUCCUGAGUGCCUUAUUGCUCUGUCACUUACCCUGUAACACCUUAUUACAUUACCCAAGCUCCUGAGUGCCUUAUUGCUCUAUCACUGGCCUUGUAACACCUUAUUACAGUAACCAAUUUCUGAGUGCCUUAUUGCUCUAUCACUGACCCUGUAACACCUUAUUACAGUAACCCAGCUCCUGAGUGCCUUAUUGCUCUAUCACUGACCCUGUGACACCUUAUUACAGUAACCCAGCUCCUGAGUGCCUUAUUGCUCUAUCACUGACCCUGUAACACCUUAUUACAGUAACCCGGCUCCUGAGUGCCUUAUUGCUCUGUCACUGACCCUGUAACUCCUUAUUACAGUAACCUGGCUCCUGAGUGCCUUAUUGCUCUGUCACUGACCCUGUAACACCUUAUUACAGUAACCCGGCUCCUGAGUGCCUUAUUGCUCUGUCACUUACCCUGUAACACCUUAUUACAUUACCCAAGCUCCUGAGUGCCUUAUUGCUCUAUCACUGGUCUUGUAACACCUUAUUACAGUAACCAAGCUCCUGAGUGCCUUAUUGCUCUAUCACUGACCCGUAACUCCUUAUUACAGUAACCCAGCUCCUGAGUGCCUUAUUGCUCUAUCACUGACCCUGUAACACCUUAUUACAGUAACCCAGCUCCUGAGUGCCUUAUUGCUCUAUCACUGACCCUGUGACACCUUAUUACAGUAACCCAGCUCCUGAGUGCCUCAUUGCUCUAUCACUGACCCUGUGACACCUUAUUACAGUAACCCGGCUCCUGAGUGCCUUAUUGCUCUGUCACUGACCCUGUAACUCCUUAUUACAGUAACCCAGCUCCUGAGUGCCUUAUUGCUCUAUCACUGACCCUGUAACACCUUAUUACAGUAACCCAGCUCCUGAGGGCCCUAUUGCUCUAUCACUGACUUUUUUUUAACUUAAUGAGCAUCUCAUUAAUUUGUUUCUUGAUCACUGACCCUAUAUCCGCUCAACACUAUAACUUUUGAGCUCUGAAACCUGUUUUCAGGAUUAGAAACAGAAAUUCCUGCUAGUCUCUCAUCCUUGUGAUCAUUUAGCCGGUUGUUUGAAAGGUAGGUUCAUCAAUGAUGACUAAGGGAAGCACACAAAGGAUAGGAAAUAGUAAGAGAGGAAUGUGUUAAUUCUUGUAAAACAAGCCCUUGCAGGGUGUGAGAGGGCAGAACUUGCAGAGUACAGUAAGGUGUGAAUAUUUAUUAAACACCAUAGAAGAGAGCUGCGUCACAGUUCUGCAACUGAAGAGCAAUGUAAAAUUUGUUCAAUAAACAGUGAAUUGUAUCAUUCUGAUUUGUUAAUAUAAACCAAAACAUCCAAGUUGGAAAAUGCAGUAAAUAUACAAUUAGUCUAAUAAAAAAUAUAAAUAUAUAUAAAAAAAUAGCCAAGCUAUAAAAAUUCCCCAUCUCAGCUAGACCAGAUAUCCGCUAUUUUGGCCAAAAAUGGACAAUUUCCCAAUCCGUUCUCUACAACUCCCAAAUUAGGGAAUAUUAUGUCAUUUAUAAACAUUUGUCCAUAUUACACAUCAUGGUGAGUUUUAUUAUGCAUGCCACACAUUGCUGUGAGAUUCUGUGAUAUAAUUACUGCACAUUUUGUUGCUAUAAUGCUAUGUGAUAUAAUUAUACGGAGAGCUUUAUUCCACGAGAGCUGUGAUAUGCAUGUCAUCUCCUUAGGAAAGCUUAUGGCCUCCUAGGGUAACCUCUACCUCACAUACCUCACAUACCUGUCUCUUGCUCUCUCCUAUAGGGCAGCACUCUACUCUCUCCUCCAUCUCUGCUUCACUCCCACCUUAUUUGAUUGCUAUUCCCUGUCCUGUUGUGUUUUACACCCCCCCCUAUAGACUGUAAGCUUGUUUCAGCAGGGUCCUCUUCAACCUGUCAUUCCUGUAAGUUCUCUUGUAAUUGUCCCUGUGGCGAAACCGACCUCGCCACUGGGCAUUGGAGAAGACUGAUUGCCAGCCUCCUGCCCUGUGACUAUGGCCCCUGGGAUGUAUUACCCUUUAAAGACAUUAUUUGGACAUAUUGUAUUUUAUUAUGCUGCUGCUGGCCCUUUAAGAACUAUGUGGGGACAUAUUGUGGAGUUACUGGGUGGCCACCAUUUCAUGUAUCAGAGGCACAUGGUGAGAGCAAUGGAUGGAGCACAUGGUGAGAACAAUGGAUGGCGGCCAUUUUAACUCACAGACACUGUUUGGACUUUUCAACACGGUGCCAUCUCGCCAGUAUUUGGUGCACAAAGACAUCGUGCAGUGGUUUUAAACUAUACAACAGGGGACACAUUAUACAGUAAUUAUUUUUCAUAUAGCUUGUAAAUGUUAUGCAGAAUCUGCAUUAAACCGUAUCUUCCAAAUUACUGAAAGGAUCUGGGUGAAUUUUGGAUAUGUAGUUCACCCAGAUCCCCCGGUUCCGAGGAUUUCUAUGAGGUUAUUGCAUGUUUUGGGGUCCCUGUGAUAUGUUUUAUAAUACUGUAUUUCUCUGCCUGUGAUAAUUAGAUCAACCAUUGUGUUCAGUAAUCAUAUCACAGGCAGAGGGGAGGAUUUUGUGUGGGAGUGUCUGUGUGUAAUGUACGUGUGUUAUUGGUUGUUCUGUAAAACCCUGUGGACAGUACUAAGUUUGUGGAUUGGGAAUAAAAGAGUCUGUAUGUGCCAGUACAGUCAGUUCUGCUUGACCCUCAAAACGAAGUGUCGUCUCAUUAUUUGGGGAAUUUGAUUGUAUGAUGAUUACCAGGAGUGUAAGCUGAUUGUUUGUUUUUCCUGUUCAGCUGCUUACAGCAUUCAUAUGCUUGAGAGCAUUCGUAUGAUUCUCCGGUUCGGUGGUUGUGGUGUCUGCUGCAGUGCUUGGAGUCCUUAGGAAGCGCUAGGAGCAUCCUUUAACGGAGGUACCCAGUCGGGGUGCCAGGUGAUCCGUUACAGUUCCAUUUAUAGUUAAAUCCCCCCUCUCAUAAUAUUGUAAAGCGCUACGGAAUCUGUUGGCGCUAUAUAAAUGGCAAUAAUAAUAAUAAUAAUAAUAAUAUCAUCCACACCACAACUGCAUGGGAGUUUUAUUGCUAUGGAGCUCUGUGAGACACUCAUACACAUAGCACAGCACCGAGGUUCAUUCAAAGAAAACUCGAAUCUAAGCAUUCAAAUAAAGGUAGAAAAGAAACAGCCAAAUGGAUCACGGUCCUAAAGACAGACACAAACACACUUAGUAGCUCAAAGGGCAAAGGCACAACAAAACAAACCUAUCUUUUCCAAAGGGAGUUUUUAACCUCAAAAAAAAUUGGAUUUUGUCUCUUUAACAAUUCCUGGUAUGUUGUUGGACAACAGAAUAAUAACGUAAAUUGCAAGGCAGCCUUUAGUCCUUCAUUUAACCAGCUUAUUGAUAAUGGCCGGAUGAUGGUUUCUAAUUAGUAUGUUGUGAUUAGUCCCUUCCCCUCAUUUAUUGAAAGCUGGAGAUGCUGCUAUGAGGUGCAUCAUUUAAUCAUGGUAAGAUUUCGGGAUAUUUUUAAAAACCAAAAAAUGUCCAUCCUCUAGAUAAUUAGAUAUAGGUCCCUCAGACAUUCUUAAUCUGUUCUAAUUCUGAUAUCAUCCAUUGACUUUGUAUUGGGCCAUCAGAUCAGACAGGCCCUCUUAUGGAAAGAGCUCAACAAUUCAAAAAUGAUGUCCCAGUAUUUCAUGUUUUUGCAAGUAUUUGUAUAGGGGCUUUAUUUCAUCAAUAAUUAUUUAAGAAACAAAAAUCAAAUACUUAUUCUCCCUUCCCUGCUGUUACCGUGCAUGGAGGAGGGCAUGCUGAUCUCUAUUGGUCCAUUGUGCUGGGAAUCUGGUCUGCUCCCCCGCCUCUGUGUUAUGUGCUGUUUGUUAAGGGUGUAUUAACUUUAUGUGAUAUAUGUGUGUAUUGACUAUGUGUAAUAUUUGUGAUGGGUAUUUAAUUCAGAUCAUGUAGGCCCAUGUGUGAAUGCUGGUGUGUAUUUUUGCAGUGUCACAUUCACAAUUACACAGCCACACAGUUGCAGACAGUCACACAGUUACAGGGAGACACUCACACAAACACACACAGAAAGUCACAAGCAGAGAAAGGCAGAAAGUCACUAACACACAGUUACAUGCAGCCAGACACACAAACAGAUACAGGCAGACAAUCAAACACACACACAGUUACAGCAAGACAGUCACAUGUGUACACAGUUACAGGCAGAGUCACACACACAGGCAGUGGCUGAACUACCGCGGUCGCUGGGCUUGCACCUGCGACUGGGCCCGUCACUCCGGGAGUGUCAGCUGGCUUUGUAAGCCAGCUUCAACCAGAGCACAUCCAUGCUGUUAGGGCCCGCCGAUGGCAAUGAAUUUACAGAGGGCCCAGUCGCACUAUUAAAGCGCCGCAGCGCUGACCGAGCCCCCCUGGAAAUUCAUUGCCAUCGGGUGGACCCGAUGAGCCCCUGAAACUCUCCAUGGAGUGACGAUGUCGUAACGAGGAGGAAGUGACUGCCCUGGUCACUUCCUCCAAGCAAUCAUAGAGAGCCGCAAGGGAGAAGGAAGGAGAGGAGGGAGUCAGAGUGGGAACUCUGACUCCCAUCAGCCUGAGCCACUGGAACCCAGGGAAAGUUUCCCUACUGCACCUAAAAGGUAAGAGAUAAUAGGAGAUUGACUAAAACAUUUUGCAUAUAUAUGUAUGUGUGUGUUUGUCCAUGUGUGUCUUUAUAUAUGUUUCUCUGUAUGUGUGUGCAUGUCUGUAUAUAUGUCUCUGUAUAUGUGUGUGUGCCCAAUUGUGUGUCUGCAUGUCUAUCUGUUUGCAUGUGUGAGGGGGGCUCUAUGGGUGGGGGGGGUUGACAUAUGUGAGGGCCCCAGGGCAAUUUUCGCACAGAGGCUCUGUGGUUUCUAGUUACGCCUCUGCACACAGGUACUGGCAGACAGUCACACACGCACACACACAUAGUUACAGGUAGACAGUCACACACAAACACACGCACAGUUACAGGCAGACAGUCAGUUCCAUUUUUCCAUUAUGGACACUGGGGGAGGGAGUGGAAAAACCCGCAGUUCCUAGGGUUUACUUGUUGGGAAGCAAGGACUCUUUCCUGUGUUCUGCAGUAGUAACUGGGCAGUGGCUUAAGGCCACAUUUAACUCCACCCCUGCUGCCAGUUUACCUUAGUCCGUGGUAUAUUUAGCUCCUGCCCCGCUUCCCAUACUUGCAGAAGCUUUUCAAACUCUACUUCUGCGUAUGCAAACUAUGUCAGCCGCUCAGCUCCCCUGCUGUUAGGGCAUCCAUGCAGCAACACAGCUCACACACCCCUAAGGCCACCCUGGUAGUAGGUGUAGUAGUGUGAGUGGAAAGGUACAUCCUGGGACAGCAGAGACAGUAACGUGCACUUUAAAGUGAAAUUAUACUGCCACUAAAAAUCAUUUUCCUGUCACAAUAGCUUCCCUCUCUGUCAAGGCCCCCUCCAGCGGGUGGUGAAGGGGUUAAUACCUGGUUCUAGCGCUGAUGUCCCUUGGCGCUGGUUAAGCUUCACCCACGCUCCUCUUCCCCACCAAAGUCUGCCAGCGGGAGAGACCUAAUGCGCAUGCACGGCAAUGGCUUUAAAAUUAUGACCACAGUAACUUAUUCAGAUACAGCAGUAGUAGUCUUUUGCUCAGCUGGUCAUUUUUUAACUCAGCUGAGGUAGAUGUUAGGGGAGUGAACGUCAGGUCUAAGAUAGCUGAGAUAGAUGUUAGGGGAGUGAACUUCAGGUCUGAGACAGCUGAGGUAGAUGUUUGGACAAUGAAUGUCUGUUUUGAGACAGCUGAGGUAGAUGUUUGGGCAGUGAAUGUCAUUUCUGAGACAGCUUGUGAAGGAAUACCCCAUCACCUUUGGCUAUUUCUGUUCGUCUGGAUUCAUGUCCCAGUUUUGUUUAAUUUAUUUUGUUUGGUUCCCGAACCGAGACCACCCCAGAGACUCAUUAGAACGUUAUGUAUCUUGUAAGAAAACCGCAAAGGAAAUAAUUAAUAGAAUGCUCCACUUGGUGGCCGCCAUUUUGUACAUGCGAACGCACGUGGUUGGGACCCGAACGCUGGCAGCGGGACUUGGUCGUCGAGUGCCUGGAACUUAUUUCAGCCAGGCACUCCUGCGAACACUGGUCACCAUGGACCGACGGCUCGUUCCAGUUCACCUAGAGAAGCGGUGUUUGGGAGUUACAGAAUACCGAACACAGGGAGCAUUCUACACGAACCAGCUUUACUAUACCUUAUGUGGUUUUUAUACAAAACCCCACGAAUGGAGACCGGCUCUUGCCACAAUUUCCAUGGAACUAUUCUGGUGCCCUAACUCAUGGCAGACCGGUCAGAACUUCUCUGCGAUGGGGAUCCAAAACUACCAAACGGAUCUGGGUGAUUUUUGUAUAUAUUGCUCAGCCAGAUCCAGGCUAUCCAGGCUAUUUGUGGGCUUCCCAUGUAUUUUGGGGGUACUUUUGGGGUGUAUUAAAAUGGUUAGUUUUUUCUGAGCGUGGAGAUAAUUGAGUGUCCAAAAGACAUAUCCUUGAUGUUACUGACUCUCAUGAUGUUUUGACAGCCUUUAGAAUGUGAAUCAUCGUAUCUAGGGAUCUACCUUCUGUGCUCCCCUGUUCUAGACAUUAGGAAAAGGAACUUGUAGUGUUCGUGUGCCAGGAUCCUAAACAUGUUUCAUUUUCUUCUGUUAUUAUUUCAUUCAAUACGUGUUUCUCAACUCUAGUGGCCUCCCUAGCCACUAGUCUCAUCAGUCACCUUAUUAUCCUCACCUGCUUGGACUAAUGAAGAGGCUUCAUAAGGCUACACCCUGCUCACACCAGGGCCUUUACAUUGAGAGAGAAGUGUGUUCUGCUCCUGGCUCUUACUGAGAUUUGUUAUAAUCUGAUACUGAUAAAGACCUGUUUGUGAUUCAACUGAAUCCUGACAACCUGCUCCACCCUUACUCACCUUCAACCAUCCCGAUUCAUCCCAUACAACCCUGCUUUAUUUCUAAACCGGACUUUGGUUACAUAAUGAUUUCCUCCCAACCUGCCUGGGUAUUACUGACUGUGACAGACCCAUCCGUAUGAACUAGGAUUGCUGUGUUCGUCUGUUUUGCCGUUUGCAUGAAUUUACCCAUUUGUAUGCCUUGUUUAAGGGAAUGUACUUUUCUGUCGAACGGAACUGCCGAACGGACGGCCACCCAGAAGAGAAGUGUGCUGCUGGUUAACCUAUUGAUCCCAAUUAGAACGUUGCGGUUAACCACAGACACUUCUCAAUUAAAACCGAAUACAGGGUGAUCGUCGUUCGUUUGUCGACCACGAGGCGGCGGCCAUUUUAACCAUGCGAAAGACCAGCGGUGUUCGACGGUUAUUUCAUGGAACUGAAAACUGACACUUUUUCAACCGAACACCGCUGAAGCUGUCGACCUCCCUUCUCAAUCGACAGAAGUGUGCGAACACCGGCCAUUCGGGAGAUGUAAAGACACGAAUGGACUUACCCCAGAUAGCCGUCCCAUGGAGUCAAUCGCAUACCGAAGAACUGUAACAGACUUUGACUCCAUGGCGAUUGAACUGUGCGUAUGGGAUCUGAUCGCUAUUCGCCAAUAAUAUGCACUCAGAUCCAGGCUAUCUGGGGAUGUGUUACACGAAUGUUAUAUGUUCGGCAGUUAUAAAGUUAUAUAUUUUUAUGUGUUUUGUGACUUGUAUUUAAAAUGGCGAUUUGCCUCUGCUCUGGGAGAUAAUUGAAUUACUUCUCAAUUAUCUCCCAAGCAGAGGGGAGGAAACUGUGAUGUAUGCUGGGAAUAUUGUGGGAUUGUAUGUCUGAAAUGUCCCCAUUUCCAUCUGCUAUUCCAGUCUCCCAUUUGGUCCCCUAGGGGAGUGUCCACCAAGUGGGAGACCUGCAUAAAUACGGGCAGGUAGCCCACAGUAAACUCCGUUCGUGUUUUACCCUCAAAGCGGAGCUUGGUCUCGUUAUUGGGGGGGAUUUUAUUACCGGUGACUAGAGACUGCUCUUUGGAAUUAUUUGCCGCUUGGAAGAUAUUGGCGUUCGGCUGAUAUUGGCAGUUCGUGAACUUGUGGCUCGUGAAGGGAAGGAGCCGUACGGGUACCGUUCGGGAGUUUGGAGUGUUCCCUGGCUGGCGGUUCGCAUGGUUGUAUUGCAUACGCUACCAGAUAACAUAAGAUAACUAAACGGUGGUUUGUACAUUUAUUACUGAAGGUACCGUAAUACUGACUUUAUCAUUUUGCAAGUAUACUCAUCCACCCUGAAUCUAAAGUUCUGUUUUCCAACCAAAGCGGCUGAUCCCCCUCAAUUGUUACUUUUACCUUUUUUACUUUAUCCUUUAUAUUCCUGUUUAGUUUUAACUAAUUGUUUCCCCAUUUAUUGUAUUCCUGUUUUGCGGCAUAUUGCCUAAACGUCUAUUUUCUUACUCACCUGUAAUUCUGUUUUCCCCUUUUUAUCUUUAUCAUCCCUUUUCUGUUUCUUGUUAUUCAUAUUGUUUCCGGAACCAUGCAAAAUAAUUCAAAUAAACUACCUGAAGUAAACCCCAGCAUAAGUCUCUUGUCUGACCUGAUCAGAUCCAUGACCUCAUGUUCUACUAACGAGAGAAAUGUCAGGAAUUCAAAGACAGCCUAGCUGAAGUGGAAGCAUAAUCAGCUUGGAGAGCUUCAAGAGUUUGCAUGAUGUAGUUGUGGUGCCGAAAGGGUUAAAGUUCACUAUUUGUCUGCACUAGCCCAUAAAUAAUGAAACAAAUCCCUCUUAACACCACCCACACUUAAACAUAAUAAUAAUAAUAUAAUUAUUAUUAUUUUAACGCUGCCACCACCAAGAUAAUUUAUAAAUGGGGUGCCUUGGUCCCCCAGGUAAAUCAAUAAUAAAACCCACCAAAUAUUACUUAGCACAAUAUUUAAGGAAUUAUAAAAAUACUAACUAGUCUCUUCAGGUAACGUGAUUCUUAACCAGACAAAGGCAAAACUUAAUAAAUGAAUGUUUAUUAUGAGUAAAAGAUAGUCACAGUGCAUAUAAAAAUAUAUGAUAAACAAAUUAUUUACACCAACAACAGGUAAAAACAAAAGGGAUAAAAUACAGAAGUCCUAAUUACUCACUUAGGUUUUCAAAGUACAACUUCUGUCCAGGGGGUCUCUGGCAAGGAAAGAUGGUGACUCACUCAAAAUUAGAUCUUGGCCCCAAGCAAGUACACCAACACCCCUCCAAAUCAUUGGAUAUAUACCCUGUGGAUUAUCAAGUCUCGCCCAGGGGUGGAGUUAAGGCGUACCUGUAGAAAUAAUAAGUGACCACCUCCUUUGUUCCAGACCAACCUCAAUCCAAAUGGAAACAUUUGGCUCUACCUUCUCUUAUGUAAAUGCCACAGAAAUAAUAAUUGCAUCUAUGAAUUUGUUAUUAUUUUCCCAAACCAAUGUAACAUUCCUUACUCACGAUCCAACAUGGCGAACAUCCCAAUUCCCUCCCCCAUGGUCUAGCCAUGCCACUCAUGUUUGGACUUGUUUAGAAGAUGGCGCUUGUCACUUUCCAAAUGUAACAAAAAUGAGGCUUAAUUAUUCUUCUGUGUGGUAAAUAUGAAUGUUUUUUCCUUCCUUUGGAUAUGAUACUGGCACAAGGCUAAUGUCUAUUAUCAUAUCAAAAGAGAUUGCCUCAUCAAUUACAAGGUACAUGCCAAAUUGACAAAGAGACAUUCAGACUUUUUCCAAGUUUAGAACCUCAUACCUUGCAGAGCAUUGAUAAAUUCGCAUCCAUAUGGUAAAAUCCUUUUCUCAUCCUUUCAAACUACCCCCUUCUACCCCUGCUAAAUAAAGAUAUAACAAAAGAGGAAGUAAUGGAAAUAAUAAAUAAUUUAGCCAGCUUUAAAACUCCAGGACCAGAUGGUUUUAGUAAUAUGUUUUAUAAAGUUUUGAAAAGCAUAAUAGCGGAACCAUUAACUAGAACUUUUAAUGAAGCCAUAAAAAAGAAUCGUAUCCACAAGAGAUGUUAAGAGCAAAUAUUGUUCCAAUAUUAAAACCAGGAAAAAUACCAACAGAUGUGAAAAGUUAUAGACGAUCUCUUUAAUAAAUGUUGAUGUUAAGAUUUUCGCUUCAAUCAUAGCAAAGAGACUAAAAAUAGUUCUGUCUGAAAUUAUUAACUCAGGCCAGGUCGGUUUUGUUCUGGGGAGAAAUGCAGGAAAUAAUAUAAGAAGACUGAUAGACUCAAUUGAUCUGUCUGAUAAGAGUGAGAGUCCCCUUCUGAUCCUGUCAUUAGAUGCAGAGAAAGCGUUUGACAGGGUCAGUUGGGGAUUCAUGUUCAAGGCUCUGAAGGCCUUCAAUAUAUCGGGACGGAUAUUGGAAGCGAAAGGGGCUUUGUAUAAGAAACCUGCAGCAAGGUCCAUAGGUCAGAAUAUAUGCUCAGACCGGUUUGAGCUGGGAAACGGAACCAGACAAGGGUGCCCUCUGUCGCCAAUUUUAUAUAUCCUUACAGUAUAAAUAUUUGCAUCAAAAAUAAGACAAAACAGGUUAAUGACGGGCCUUCCUACUACUAAGGGAGACCUAAAGAUUUCAUUGUAAGCAGAUGACACCCUUCUAUAUAUAGCAGAACCAGAAGAAUCAUGGAUUCAAGUAAUGGCAGAAAUUGACCAAUAUAGCAUGGUAUCAAAUUAUAAAUUAAAUUUGGAUAAGUCUAUAGCAAUGUACAAAAAUAUAGAUUCGGAUAUAAUAAAAAAAACUCCAAGAUAAAUAUAAGUUUUUUCAAUCAGCUGAAAUUAUUUAUUUGGGAAUUGGAAUAAAUAAAACCCCAGAAAGGUUAAUGGAAACAAAUUUUUUACAUCUUUUGAAAAACACUAACAAAGAUCUAAAGGAGUGGCGCCAAUUAGAUAUAUCAUGGUGGGGUAGAGUGAAUACUCUGAGGUCAUACGUUCUCCCAAAGUGGAUCUAUCUCUUCAGGAUGAUACCACUAAUAAUCCCCAUACCAUGGUUAAAAAUGAUAAAGUCUUCUUUUGCUAAUUUUGUAUGGAGGGGUAAAAAGCCUAGAAUAAAAUCAGAAAUAUUAAGUUGUAAUAUAAAUAAAGCAGAGUAGGCUUUCCAGAUAUAGAGAAAUAUUAUGAAGCUGGGAUAAUCGCCCAUACCGCAAUGCUACAGAAAGAGGGAUGGUAUUGGAUAGAAUCAGAUCUUUGCCAUACUAAAAACCUAACCGAUGUAGUAUGGUGUAGUAAAGUCUGUGACUACUCAUCAUCAUUUGUAAUGAAACAAUUAAUACCUACAUGGGAAAAAAAAUAAAGAAGAAAUUAGAAAUUAAAAAUAAGAUGUUAGGUUUUCAAAGCAUAGAUUGCAUUAAAUUAGAUAUACACAAUAUCUCUUUAAAAAAAAAUGGAAAGAAGUAAAUAUUAUACACAUCGAAAAUCUAAUAAUGAAUAAUAAAAUGAAAGACUUUCAAACAUUAACAAGGUUAAUGUCCCUGCCAACUAAGGAGGCUUUUACAUAUUUAAGAGUCAAAAACUAUCUGAAGAAUCAAACACCUCUGUUGAAUGGAGAUAUAUAUAAUUCACUGAAACUGAUACUCGAUAAGAAGGAAACAAAAAAACUAUUCUCCAGGUGUUUUAAACUAAUAGACACGAGAAAAUCAGAUAAACAACCGUCGGCAAUUAAAAGUUGGGAACAAACCUUAGAGUUACAUAUAGAGAUAGAAGAAUGGUUUGAGGCAUUGGCCAAGACAAAUAAAUAUGUGCAUAACCUUUUAUUACUGGAGACACACUACAAGGUGAUUAAUAAAUGGUAUUUAGUUCCCUCUACAAUGACUAGAAUUUCACAAGAUAAUAGCGAAUUAUGUUGGACAUGUGGUGAAUUAAAGGGUGAUUACCUCCACAUAUGGUGGAAUUGUAAAAUAGUGACUCCUCUAUGGCGACUGGUUAAAGCAUUAUUGUACAAAUUAAUAGAUAGAAACUUAGAUAACAGACCAGAACUUAUGGUGCUGCACUUAAGAUGGCCAAGCCUGACCAGAAUGAAACAGGCGAUGAUGAUACAUUGCCUAAUAGCGGCAAAACUCAUAAUAGCCAGAAAUUGGAAGAAGACACAGUUAUUCACCAACAUACAGCUUAUUGAACAAGUGCAAUACCAGAUACGAAUGGAAUGGGGGGUGAUUCAAAUUAAAACCCAAAAUAAGGACCAGGAAACAUGGGGCAAAUGGCUAAAAAUAUUAGAGCAAGAAGAACUGGCACAAUUAUCUAAAUGUAACAAAAAUUAAAGAGAAAUUAGAUUGAAAGAAGUGCAGCUAUUUCCCAUCUUUAAUGGAAGGAUUACUAGGGGCCCUACUGUACAGAAAGAUGCGAAUGGAGGUAUGAAUGGUGUAAAUGUUGUCUGUCUUUUUCUUUUUGUUGUGUUUUUGGUUAGCUCUCCUCUUCCGAUUUCCUUCUUUCUCUGGUUAAGGAUAUCCCUUUGUUAGAAGCAUUAAUAAACAUGAUGCCCUUUUAGGGGAAAUGAAGGUAGUUUUUAAUAAAUAAAGUAAGUAUAGGGAAGGGAGGAGAGAUCAAAAUAUUUAUGAUGACUAAUUUAUCAGCCAUAAACAAUGCAGUAUGUGAAAUUCUUAAGAGGUUGAUAUAGUCUGAAAUAUAUAUAAAAAAAACAUAAAAAAACUAUUCCUUCUGUCAUCUGACCUCGGUAGGGGGAGGUGGGGGGGGGGGGGCAGAUCGAACCUCUUUUGGCCUCCAUACAGUGAAAUGAACCCCUUUUGACACUGACAAUUCCGUCUCUGCCAGGCCAGGAGGUCCUUAAUGCACUGCACAAAUUACAUUAAAGGACAGUAUUUCACAGUGCAAUAAUAAAUGACGCACCCUUGCCGUGACAUUGCCUACUUUGGUCUCAAAUAUAAAAUUCACUUCAAGUUCCUGUCAGUUCAUACUUUGGUAAAUAGGAGAUGUGUUGCAGGACUAAUGGGACAGUCGUAAGCUGUGAGAUACAGUAUUCAUAGGACAAAUAACUGAGGGUGUUUUUAAGUGGUGUGGCACUGUGUACAGUCAUGGUAUAUGAAUCUGGACGUUACUGAUUAACAAAGGAUGCUGGCGCAGGAUUUAAUUGGAGGUUCCUGUCUCUUAAUCUGCAAGGAAGUCAUUUCCUUCCUCUCUGUUUAACACAAAUUCCAUACGUUACUGAAAUAACUACUUACCCCUAAAGAACAGACACUCAGCUUGUCCCUCUAACAUGGUGACUCUUACAUCUGUUUAUAUUAUUAAUAAUUCCAGACUCCAUUUGGUUGGAUUAUUAAUUUGCGUUAUAGUUAUAAUGGUGUCGAUUCACUCGAUCGCGUGUUGUGAUGACCCACUUCUAUAAUUCAGAUUAACACCUCCUUUGGCAGAAUUAUACAUACUUGCUGUUUAGUGAAUAGACUCUAGAAUUGUAACCAGGUAUAUAAUCCUUAGAAAAGAAUUUCCUACAAAACAGAUUUACAGUAUGUUUUUAGAUAGUUACAAAUGUAAUACUGUGAUCAUUUUUCUUUCAGUUGCUUCUGCGUACUGGAAGGGGAAUCCCUCCUCUCUCCAAGAACGAAAAUGGUGAAAAAUACAACAGCCCCAACAGUUACCACAACAUUUAGUUUUACUACAGCUGAACCGGAAUCCUGGAUAGAAAGUCUACUGAACAAAAUCCCACGUGAGUACUUUAACGGAUGCGUGAAGUGGUGGUGGUACCACAGACUGACAGAGAAUGUAGGUCAUUAAAAUGACAUGGUGACAAAGGCCACACUUGGGACCUAAUCACAAUUAGAGAACUGUGGGAAAGUAGAUCUGGAGAAGCACAGUGCCCUAACAUUUACCAUUUACUGAGUAAUUAAGUAAACAUUGAGUGUGCCUUGAGUGUACAUUGAGUGUGCCUUGAGUGUACAUUGGGUGUGCAUUCGGUAUACAUUGGGUAUGCAUUCGGUAUACAUUGGGUGUGCAUUCGGUAUACGUUGGGUAUGCAUUCGGUAUACGUUGGGUAUGCAUUCGGUAUACGUUGGGUGUGCAUUCGGUAUACGUUGGGUGUGCAUUCGGUAUACGUUGGGUAUGCAUUGAGUAUACGUUGGGUAUGCAUUGAGUAUACGUUGGGUGUGCAUUGAGUAUACGUUGGGUGUGCAUUGAGUAUACGUUGGGUGUGCAUUGAGUAUACAUUGGGUGUGCAUUGUGGAUACAUUGAGUGUGCAUUGAGUGUGCAUUAAAUAUACAUUGAAUAUGCAUUGAGUUUACAUUGAGUAUACGUUGGGUGUGCAUUGAGUGUACGUUGGGUAUGCAUUGAGGAUACAUUGAGUGUGCAUUAAAUAUACAUUGAAUAUGCAUUGAGUUUACAUUGAGUAUACGUUGAGUGACCAGUUUUGCAUGUAUUCUCACAAGAAAUGUUGUAUUCUGUAAAACAUCUUUGCUUUAAAUCUUUCUGUGUGCUUGAGUCUUCAUUCAGUUUAGGGAGCAGAUACAGCAGACAGGGUGAGGGGUUUUCCAUAUAAAAGCUAACUGUCCAUAUAAUGACAUGAUUCAGUGACCGGUUUAAAAUUAAUAUUUCAUUGGUUUGGGCAAUAGUCACAGUAUAACAUUGCAAGUUGGACAUCAGUAGCAGAUUUUGUUGUUAAUGAUUGUAGUGAAUCCUUUCGUAUUAAUGUAUACCUCCCAAGUGUCCUUGUUUAGGAUGUACAGCCCCUAUUUUCUGCUCUGUUCUAGGAGCUUCAUAUUGUUGGUGUGUGAUUGUACAGCAGAGCUCCACGGCAAAAAUACUCCCAGUAAUGUGUCUGAGUGUAUAACAGAGCUCCACAGCAAUAAUACUCCCAGUAAUGAGUCUGAGUGUAUAACAGAGCUCCACAGCAAUAAUACUCCCAGUAAUGUGUCUAAGUGUAUAACAGAGCCCCACAGCAAUAAUACUCCCAGUAAUGUGUCUGAGUGUAUAACAGAGCUCCACCGCAAUAAUACUCCCAGUAAUGGGUCUGAAUGUAUAACAGAGCUCCACAGCAAUAAUACUCCCAGUAAUGUGUCUGAGUGUAUAACAGAGCUCCACAGCAAUAAUACUCCCAGUAAUGUGUCUGAGUGUAUAACAGAGCUCCACAGCAAUAAUACUCCCAGUAAUGUGUCUGAGUGUAUAACAGAGCUCCACAGCAAUAAUACUCCCAGUAAUGUGUCUGAGUGUAUAACAGAGCUCCACAGCAAUAAUACUCCCAGUAAUGUGUCUGAGUGUAUAACUGAGCUCCACAGCAAUAAUACUCCCAGUAAUGUGUCUGAGUGUAUAACAGAGCUCCACAGCAAUAAUACUCCCAGUAAUGUGUGAGUGUAUAACAGAGCUCCACAGAAUAAUACUGCCAGUAAUGUGUCUGAGUGUAUAACAGAGCUCCACAGCAAUAAUACUCCCAGUAAUGUGUCUGAGUGUAUAACAGAGCUCCACAGCAAUAAUACUCCCAGUAAUGUGUCUGAGUGUAUAACAGAGCUCCACAGCAAUAAUACUCCCAGUAAUGUGUCUGAGUGUAUAACAGAGCUCCACAGAAAUAAUACUCCCAGUAAUGUGUCUGAGUGUAUAACAGAGCUCCACAGCAAUAAUACUCCCAGUAAUGUGUCUGAGUGUAUAACAGAGCUCCACAGCAAUAAUACUCCCAGUAAUGUGUCUGAGUGUAUAACAGAGCUCCACAGCAAUAAUACUCCCAGUAAUGUGUCUGAGUGUAUAACAGAGCUCCACAGCAAUAAUACUCCCAGUAAUGAGUCUGAGUGUAUAACAGAGCUCCACAGCAAUAAUACUCCCAGUAAUGUGUCUGAGUGUAUAACAGAGCUCCACAGCAAUAAUACUCCCAGUAAUGUGUCUGAGUGUAUAACAGAGCUCCACAGCAAUAAUACUCCCAGUAAUGUGUCUGAGUGUAUAACAGAGCUCCACAGCAAUAAUACUCCCAGUAAUGUGUCUGAGUGUAUAACAGAGCUCCACAGCAAUAAUACUCCCAGUAAUGUGUCUGAGUGUAUAACAGAGCUCCACAGCAAUAAUACUCCCAGUAAUGUGUCUGAGUGUAUAACAGAGCUCCACAGCAAUAAUACUCCCAGUAAUGUGUCUGAGUGUAUAACAGAGCUCCACAGCAAUAAUACUCCCAGUAAUGUGUCUGAGUGUAUAACAGAGCUCCACAGCAAUAAUACUCCCAGUAAUGUGUCUGAGUGUAUAACAGAGCUCCACAUCAAUGAUACUCCCAGUAAUGUGUCUGAGUGUAUAACAGAGCCCCACAGCAACAAUACUCCCAGUAAUGUGUCUGAGUGUAUAACAGAGCUCCACAGCAAUAAUACUCCCAGUAAUGUGUCUGAGUGUAUAACAGAGCUCCACAGCAAUAAUACUCCCAGUAAUGUGUCUGAGUGUAUAACAGAGCUCCACAGCAAUAAUACUCCCAGUAAUGUGUUGAGUGUAAAACAGAGCUCCACAGCAAUAAUACUCCCAGUAAUGUGUCUGAGUGUAUAACAGAGCUCCACAGCAAUAAUACUCCCAGUAAUGUGUCUUUAAACUGCAAUAAAUGUGUUUUAAAAUCAGUCUGUGUAUAUAAGAUACAAUGUUCUUGUUAUAAAUUACACUUUAGUUCUAUAAAUUUCUAUUAGUAAGUCACCUAACAUUUCUUAGUACAGUUUUGCCUCUGGCCACACCCAGACUCCUUCCCUAAAAUUAAAGGGUCCUUCUUUGUCCAUCUGAAAUGCUGGAAGGCAUGUUACUGUCUGCUGACCAUAUCUUCAUAUUUGGGGUUUAUUCACUAAACUCUGAAUAUUAUUAAAAGGAAACUCAAUUGCAAAAUUUAGGCAACAAAAGCGGAUUUGGAAAAAAAAUCUCCAACGUCAGCUAGAGUAAUAAUGUUAAACCAUCGCAAUUCAGUGUUUUUGUUUUUUUUGUAAUAAACCUCAUAGUGUUUGUAAAUAUUAAUACUUUAUUAGCAUGACAGAAUUGAACAGAUUAAAGCUGCAAAAUAUGGGUCUUCUAAAAUCCGAUCAGUGCUGUUAAAGGAGAGCCAUGCGCCACCUGGUGGGAACAAUGAGUCAUAGACAAAUACUGCAUCAAUUUUACAAUAUUUUGAAGCAUUUUGGGCAAAAAAACUAACAAACUAUAUUCUAAACUGACUGCAAAAGUAAAUUGACGAGAUAGCAGAUAAAGCUAAUUAUUUUUAGAUGGAUAUAAUCCUUGGUUUCACAUAGCAGUACAGUGUUCAGCAUUAAACUGCAACUUGUAGCCAAUAGAAACCCAAGCGAAAUUGAGGGCAGAAUUGUCCAGCUGUGGUUAUAGUCAAGUUGGAGAAUUUUUUCAAAGUAGCUUUUAUAUUGAAGUUUGUGUUUCAGAUUUCAUUGGAUUUAUUGAAUUUAUUGAAUAACUCUGCUAAUGUUUACAGGAGCUGACAGUCUGUGCUAUAUUUACUAAAAAAGAAAAUAAUUGUAAUAGAUUGAAAAUUGAAUAUAGGAGAAAUUCUUCAACUCCACUAUUAGUAACAGCUCUCUUACUAUUCAUUUUGUUAUUCACUUUGGAAUUCGCUUAAAUUUGCUAAAAUUUGGACUUUAGUGAAAAACCCUUUAUAAUCACUAUGUUGCUUUUCUUUAAAUUAAAGAUCACUUGCAUUGACUUUGUCUUGUAAACUCCCAGUGAGCUGUCUAAUCCCCUUCAUCUUAGAUGACGAUGUUGUACAUUUACAUAAAACAGUGACUGUACAUUUGCUUUUAUUUUCUAUUCAUAGCAACUGUGGCUAAUUUUACUAAGUGGUCGGAUUGUUAAAGUUUAUCAAGGGAUUGACUAUAAUGAAUGUUCAAGACGUCACAAUCUUGUCACUGUUCUUUCUUACCAUAUCCUGGAGAUAUCAUUAUCCUAAAACGUUACUCUUUCCACUUUCUAACCUGCCCAAACCAGUGCCGGUCAGUUUUGUAAUGGUGAAUGGAAAUGUCAUAAAGAAUUACAAAAUACUGUCAAAAAGAAUAUGUACGAUUCUCUGUACAAUCUACUAAAUACAUGGAGAACUAGCUGAGCCAAUAAGAAAAUAAAUAUAACAUAUUGUGAUACAGCCUGUAACUAAAUAAAACAUAACACAGUGUGAUACAGCCUGUAACUAAAUAAAUCAUAACACAGUGUGAUACAGCCUGUAACUAAAUAAAUCAUAACACAGUGUGAUACAGCCUGUAACUAAAUAAAUCAUAACACAGUGUGAUACAGCCUGUAACUAAAUAAAUCAUAACACAGUGUGAUACAGCCUGUAACUAAAUAAAUCAUAACACAGUGUGAUACAGCCUGUAACUAAAUAAAUCAUAACACAGUGUGAUACAGCCUGUAACUAAAUAAAUCAUAACACAGUGUGACACAGCCUGUAACUAAAUAAAUCAUAACACAGUGUGACACAGCCUGUAACUAAAUAAAUCAUAACACAGCGUGAUACAGCCUGUAACUAAAUAAAUCAUAACACAGUGUGAUACAGCCUGUAACUAAAUAAAUCAUAACACAGAGUGAUACAGCCUGUAACUAAAUAAAUCAUAACACAGUGUGAUACAGCCUGUAACUAAAUAAAUCAUAACACAGUGUGAUACAGCCUGUAACUAAAUAAAUCAUAACACAGCGUGAUACAGCCUGUAACUAAAUAAAUCAUAACACAGUGUGACACAGCCUGUAACUAAAUAAAUCAUAACACAGUGUGAUACAGCCUGUAACUAAAUAAAUCAUAACACAGCGUGAUACAGCCUGUAACUAAAUAAAUCAUAACACAGUGUGAUACAGCCUGUAACUAAAUAAAUCAUAACACAGUGUGAUACAGCCUGUAACUAAAUAAAUCAUAACACAGUGUGAUACAGCCUGUAACUAAAUAAAUCAUAACACAGUGUGAUACAGCCUGUAACUAAAUAAAUCAUAACACAGUGUGACACAGCCUGUAACUAAAUAAAUCAUAACACAGUGUGACACAGCCUGUAACUAAAUAAAUCAUAACACAGUGUGAUACAGCCUGUAACUAAAUAAAUCAUAACACAGUGUGAUACAGCCUGUAACUAAAUAAAUCAUAACACAGCGUGAUACAGCCUGUAACUAAAUAAAUCAUAACACAGUGUGAUACAGCCUGUAACUAAAUAAAUCAUAACACAGCGUGAUACAGCCUGUAACUAAAUAAAUCAUAACACAGUGUGAUACAGCCUGUAACUAAAUAAAUCAUAACACAGUGUGAUACAGCCUGUAACUAAAUAAAUCAUAACACAGUGUGAUACAGCCUGUAACUAAAUAAAUCAUAACACAGCGUGAUACAGCCUGUAACUAAAUAAAUCAUAACACAGUGUGAUACAGCCUGUAACUAAAUAAAUCAUAACACAGUGUGAUACAGCCUGUAACUAAAUAAAUCAUAACACAGCGUGACACAGCCUGUAACUAAAUAAAUCAUAACACAGCGUGACACAGCCUGUAACUAAAUAAAUCAUAACACAGCGUGAUACAGCCUGUAACUAAAUAAAUCAUAACACAGUGUGAUACAACCUGUAACUAAAUAAAUCAUAACACAGUGUGACACAGCCUGUAACUAAAUAAAUCAUAACACAGCGUGAUACAGCCUGUAACUAAAUAAAUCAUAACACAGUGUGAUACAGCCUGUAACUAAAUAAAUCAUAACACAGUGUGACACAGCCUGUAACUAAAUAAAUCAUAACACAGUGUGACACAGCCUGUAACUAAAUAAAUCAUAACACAGUGUGAUACAGCCUGUAACUAAAUAAAACAUAACACAGUGUGACACAGCCUGUAACUAAAUACAUCAUAACACAGUGUGAUACAGCCUGUAACUAAAUAAAUCAUAACACAGUGUGAUACAGCCUGUAACUAAAUAAAUCAUAACACAGCGUGAUACAGCCUGUAACUAAAUAAAUCAUAACACAGUGUGACACAGCCUGUAACUAAAUAAAACAUAACACAGUGUGAUACAGUUGAUAUACAAAGUGCAGUGCUUGAUUUAUUAGACCUCACAAGAUUAAGUUAUAUAUAUGCAUUCAUGGUGCCUCCCCCGAUAUCUGGGGGCCUACAAAUGCUUCUCGGCAAUUAUGAUGGUGAUAUAGUUAAUAGAUGGGAGCUCCAGCAGGAUAACAGGUAGAAAAGUGGUUUUAUUUAAAUAAUUUAAAAAAAAGCAAUGGUCCCAUGAGUUUCUUCCCAAUUUGGGACUUCCACAGGGACUAAUAUUUAAAACACUAUUUAAAAUCUAAUGUAAUGAUUGUUCAUUUUACGUUUGUUUUCAGAUAUUGAGCAUGGUAAAGUGAUGUGCAAAGUUUUAUUGGUGUGGAGCUCUGUGAUGCACUUUAGUUUUCUCAUACUUUACGUGAUGGGUAUUUUUUUACAUACGUCUUACAAGUCUCUAUAGGAACACGUGAUGUAAAACUCGCAUUGACUAAAAAAAAGCAGUAAAAACACAAUACUAAGGGGGUUGGGGUGACACCAUUGUAGCGGAACGCCAAUAUUAAAUCCACAAAUUCCACUGGUUCAGGAAGUAAUCCACAGUCAAGCGCUGGAAAAAGCAAGGCAAUAUCCCAAAUCUCCCAGUAACCGGACGACAGUCACAGUUCUGAGAGUCAACUGAGGUCUUUAUUUUCAGCUCCACAAUUUAUACAAGUCCCCAUGCAAGGGGUUUCCUGAGUCCCAUCCCAGGGGCAUUCCCAGAGGGGACUACAUGGGGAACUUACUGUACAGGGCAUUUCUCCCAUCAGGCACUGCUGCACGAGAGGGAUCCUCCCACAGGAAUGUACCGUUAAGUGGAUUAUCCCUCCGUGCAGCAGAAACGACAAUUUACAUUAAAAUCCAUAACUUUUCGAAUAUGCAGUUCAUUUAAAUGAAUGGAUGUUCGGUAAAUAGCUGGGGUCUGAGCGCAUCAUUCGUGAGAUUACCGCUCAGAUCCCAGCUAAACCAACCGAACGCCGCACGAAAAACAUUCAUUAAAAUACAUGUUCAAAAUACCGAUUGCCUCCCAGGGAACAAAAUACCGAACGGCCCAGAACUCCCGAACGGCCUGGAAGCUCAGCGGUGUUCACGCCGUCGAGUAGCCGUUUUUAGUACCAUACGCUCAACGACCAAACACCGCUGAGGGAACAAAGGAUCCAGGAUGGCCAACCGCCGCAUGGUCGGUAGUCGAACGGCGGCCACCUGGGAGAGCCUCUAAUUACCGAUUGCAACAUUGUUGCAAUCGGUUAACAAGUGCCACACGCCUCUAAGUGUGUGGGCUACUACAUGGGGUAUUUUCGUUUCACGAACGGCCCGCAAAAGUGCCGUUCGUGAAACGAAAGAAAAUACAGUACAUACAGCUAUCUGCAUUCGGCAGAUAGCCAAUACGGCAAAUACACGUUAAUUACAACCAGCAUCCAUUCUACAUAGUUAAGCACAUAUCCCACAACCAUGCAGGCAACCCUUGAAGGCACAGUCUCUUUAUAUUGUCCAAGUGGCUAUGUUUGCCACAACCAUUAGUUAGCACAUUGGGUGACACCAACCCUAGUGAUGUCACUGUGUAUCAAUUUCUAAAAGUCUACAAAAAUAGAGAGGGGUUUGGAAGGUGAAUCAAGGGAAGGUCGCAGGGCAGUGAAGGGGUUACUUAGCCUGACACCUCCAAGCACCGAUAACGAAUUUAUUUCACUAAAACUUCGGGUGGCUGCGGGUGGCUGAGGUCCCGGGCAAACUACGGCAGGUAUAUCGGUAAUAGCACAUAGAAUUAUGCUGAUCUUCGGUUAGUUUGCAGGAGAUCUCUGCUAGAUACUCACCUAAUCUAUGCUGCUCUUCAUUUGUUCAUUGUUUGCGAGUAUUUCCCACAUUCUGGUGGGUUUUUUUGAUUUAUCUUUUUUAUUUUACUCACGUUCCCAACCACACACUUGGGUUUAUUUUGGUAAAUGUGUGUAUUUGUCUUCCACUCACUUUUUAAAUAUUAAAUUAUUAAAAAAGUUACGUUUUAGGACUCUUUCUUGUUACAGGACAACGCUCUGUUUUUUUAAUUUAUAAAUGUGGAGCAAUCACCAGGAACAUUUUAUUGUACACUGUCCUAUAGUGAGUCGUUAUUCUCAUAUAUUUACCCCUGUUAUAUCAGCCCAUAUCUUUAUAUCACACAGUGUGAUCAUUUGCUGCCCCAUAGUGAGCUGUUAUAUCAGCCCAUAUCUUUAUAUCACACAGUGUGAUCAUUUGCUACCCCAUAGUGAGCUGUUAUAUCAGCCCAUAUCUUUAUAUCACACAGUGUGAUCAUUUGCAGCCCCAUAGUGAGCUGUUAUAUCAGCCCAUAUCUUUAUAUCACACAGUGUGAUCAUUUGCUGCCCCAUAGUGAGCUGUUAUAUCAGACCAUAUCUUUAUAUCACACAGUGUGAUCAUUUGCUGCCCCAUAGUGAGCUGUUAUAUCAGCCCAUAUCUUUAUAUCACACAGUGUGAUCAUUUGCUGCCCCAUAGUGAGCUGUUAUAUCAGACCAUAUCUUUAUAUCACACCGUGUGAUCAUUUGCAGCCCCAUAGUGAGCUGUUAUAUCAGACCAUAUCUUUCUAUCACUCUGUGUGAUCAUUUGCUGCCCCAUAGUGAGCUGUUAUAUCAGCCCAUAUCUUUCUAUCACACAGUGUGAUCAUUUGCAGCCCCAUAGUGAGCUGUUAUAUCAGCCCAUAUCUUUAUAUCACACAGUGUGAUCAUUUGCUGCCCCAUAGUGAGCUGCUAUAUCAGACCAUAUCUUUAUAUCACACAGUGUGAUCAUUUGCUGCCCCAUAGUGAGCUGUUAUAUCAUCCCAUAUCUUUAUAUCACACAGUGUGAUCAUUUGCAGCCCCAUAGUGAGCUGUUAUAUCAGCCCAUAUCUUUAUAUCACACAGUGUGAUCAUUUGCAGACCCAUAGUGAGCUGUUAUAUCAGCCCAUAUCUUUCUAUCACACAGUGUGAUCAUUUGCUGCCCCAUAGUGAGCUGUUAUAUCAGCCCAUAUCUUUAUAUCACACAGUGUGAUCAUUUGCUGCCCCAUAGUGAGCUGUUAUAUCAGACCAUAUCUUUAUAUCACACAGUGUGAUCAUUUGCAGCCCCAUAGUGAGCUGUUAUAUCAGCCCAUAUCUUUAUAUCACACAGUGUGAUCAUUUGCUGCCCCAUAGUGAGCUGUUAUAUCAGCCCAUAUCUUUCUAUCACUCUGUGUGAUCAUUUGCUGCCCCAUAGUGAGCUGUUAUAUCAGCCCAUAUCUUUAUAUCACACAGUGUGAUCAUUUGCAGCCCCAUAGUGAGCUGUUAUAUCAGCCCAUAUCUUUCUAUCACACAGUGUGAUCAUUUGCUGCCCCAUAGUGAGCUGUUAUAUCAGCCCAUAUCUUUAUAUCACACAGUGUGAUCAUUUGCUGCCCCAUAGUGAGCUGUUAUAUCAUCCCAUAUCUUUAUAUCACUCUGUGUGAUCAUUUGCUGCCCCAUAGUGAGCUGUUAUAUCAGCCCAUAUCUUUAUAUCACACAGUGUGAUCAUUUGCUGCCCCAUAGUGAGCUGUUAUAUCAGACCAUAUCUUUAUAUCACACAGUGUGAUCAUUUGCUGCCCCAUAGUGAGCUGUUAUAUCAGCCCAUAUCUUUAUAUCACACAGUGUGAUCAUUUGCAGCCCCAUAGUGAGCUGUUAUAUCAGCCCAUAUCUUUAUAUCACACAGUGUGAUCAUUUGCUGCCCCAUAGUGAGCUGUUAUAUCAGACCAUAUCUUUAUAUCACACAGUGUGAUCAUUUGCAGCCCCAUAGUGAGCUGUUAUAUCAGACCAUAUCUUUCUAUCACACAGUGUGAUCAUUUGCUGUUGUGCCCAUGAUUAUCUUUGCUCACUGUCUCCUUUGUGUUUCCCCCCGACCAUUGUUUCUAUGCCAGUGCCGCGAUGGGCCAUAUACGCCUUAGCCGGUGUGGCUCUUUUCUUGCUCCUCCUGAUUUUCAUCUGCUGUCUUUGUUGCUGCUGUAAACGGAAGAACAAACAAAAAAAGAAAGAGAAGAUUAAUCUCGGCAGCGUGAAGGGCAGCGUCACAACCAGUCUGGUGAGUAUCCCAAUAAUCCCAAUAAAUGUCAGUUAUGCCAGUCACUGCCAUGGUGGAUCCAGCCUGGGCUGCAUGUGCGGUCAGCCAGAUUCCAUGACUAGUAUUAAUACAUAGUAUUACCGGGCAUCUCAAAUGUAUCUGUCCCCAUAGAAUUAUUCUAGAAUAACUAUAUUGCCUUAAUAUGGGAUUUCAUUGGAUCUAAAUCAAGCACUGUAGAUUUUCACUCUGUAUAUUUAUUGGGAUAAGCACAUUUUCCUGUGCAUCCAGUGCUAACAUAUGACAUCAUCAGUGCUCUGGUGACAUUAUUAAACCUUUAUAUCAGGAACCAGCACUUACCCUGACUGUCUGCGUCAAUCCAUUGAUGGGAGCAAAUGGGUCUGUGGUAAUUAAAUAUUAAUUACACUUUUAUUAGCGAGAUCUCUAGAUUUCAAAACACGCAUUGUUGUAGAAAAAAGAGGUGAAGACCUUUACACCUCGCUGAUUGACCACUUGAUGUUUUUUAGGUUCAGCCAGAUAUAGAAGGAUUGGGUGGAUCAGCAGAAAAUGCCUAUCGGGGCCGCCUGCAGUACUCUCUGGAAUAUAACUUUCAGAGGGAGGAGGUAAGAACAAACUAAAUUGAAGUGAUUUCACUAUACAUAGUACAAGAACUGUGGCGAAACCAACCUCGCCACUAUGCACUGGAGAAGCCUGGUUGCCAGCCUCCUGCCAUCAUUUCAAUUUCAAGGUAUUCAGCAAACCUUUACUUGUGUACGAGUCCAUUUGCAAUUAGAUUUAUUUUCUUGCAAUAUGUCUAGAAUGAUUUGUAACUAUUAAUUUAUUUUCUGAUUUGUUUGAUUAUUUACUUUUAUGUUCAGCUAUAUUUAAUAUUUUACAUUUUUUAUGGUCCAGAGGUUAAAUAAUGAGUUGUGAGUCGUUUAAGCAGAUUGUUAACUUUGAGUCAGUUUCUUUUAUUCCAAGAUACAUGUAGCCAUACACAAAUACAUAUAUAUAGUAAUAAUCAAAAUUAUUCAACCCCUUUUAAAAAUCAGUUUUAUUGUCAAAAUGUCCAGACUUUCAGCAAUUAACAAAUCAAACAACAAUUGAAAUAGCUCAACACGAAUGCUCCAAGUGGUUUCCUCAAAUUCAACGGAAAAUGCAACGUAUAAAGACUUCUCAGUUUUCAAUGUUGAAUCAAUUUUUUUUGUCCAAUUAUUUUUUAUUAUAAUUUUACAGAAAACCAAUAAUAUGCAUUCAACAGCAUUUUGAUUACAACUGUACUAGUUUAAUAACAGCAAUUUGAAGAUGGAGUAGAUAAACAAUUGAUAGAAUUUUUGGAGAUGCCCACAUUUCGACCAUAUGUCAGUUUGGCAGAAGUUCGGUACUGAAAAACUGAAAUAGAACAGACAAACCAAAAGGGAGUAAAAAUUGGCCAGUCAGUGAACUGCUAAAUAUAUGCAAAAUGUAUACAUAAUAUCAUGUAUAUAUCUUGCAGUACACUGAUUGGAGAAUUUAUCUGAAUUUGGUUCACAGAUCGAGUGAGAAAAAUUAACCAAGAGCUGUAAAAAUAUAUAUAUACACGAGAAACAAAGGAGAUAGUCGUGAAAGCAGAGAGUUACCCAAUAUGGUUAAAACCUAAUUGUUUAUUGUCUAUUAAACGUUAACUACUCUGCUUUAAUAUGCAAAAUGAGGUUUUAAUGGGUAACCAUCUGGUUUCAGGAUUAGGUCCUAUGUUUCUCAAGCAUUCAUUCAGGGCUUACCAACUUUUCUUUGUCCUGAAAUUAUUUUGGGAUUAGCUCUAUUACACUUUUUUGUUUAGUAAAAAAAACUAUAUUUGCAAAUAUUCGGUUCCCAAAUUGGCUGAUGUCAGCAAACGAGGACCUAUUUAAUAAAUUUAAAAAAUGCUAUUACAGGUCUAGAAAGACUUGAGAGAUAUAACUUUGGCCAGGAAAACAUUCAUGGAGCAGUUUGGAAGGGACUGUAAUUUGCUAUGAUAUGCUACAUAGUUCUACAAUGACUUUUGGUAUGGAGAGAUGGUGUUGUUAGCACAAUCUUUGGAAGACAUAACUAAAUUAGUUUGGCAUUAGGAAAUCUGAUUCAUUUAUGAAAGAGAAGAUGGUUGUACAUUUCCAUGAUAACAGUCCAUGUAAGUUGACAUUGGAAAAUCUAUUCCUGCCUAUUAUCCUGUGAAGUCACUGUUGGAUCCAUGUUUGCACAGGUCACGGUGGUGUUGAAGCAAGCAGCAGCACUGAAAGCAAUGGACAGUGGGGGGACAUCAGAUCCAUAUGUCACAGUAUACCUGACUAACGACUCUCGCAAGAAGAAUGAGACUAAAGUACAUCGUAAGACACUCAACCCGGUCUUCAAUGAGGCUUUUACAUUUAAGGUACGUUGGGAUACAUAGACUACGCACAACUAUGAGUUGUCACAAAAAAAUUCUACAUGAAAUGAGAUGAGAAUUAUAUACUAAGUAAUGCUAAGAAAAUCUUGGAAUUGUAUAAAUUGUGCUUGUUACCAUUAAAUACUGUACAGCUUCUGCAUAACAAGGGCACAAGGCACUGGAGGAAAGUCCCCUCAAACAUACUGCUGUACCCCUGACAAUUGUAUGCAAAAAAAAUAAUAUGAAAACAUACACACAGUCUUUAACACAUAUACACAAUGCACUUAAACAUAUAGUUUAAUCUCUUACUCCACACAUAUCAAACUUGCGGCUCACUAAGAGUUUCUUUGUGGCCCAGCCAAUCAGUGGGCGCAACAAUCACUUCUCAGACUGACAAGUGAUUUGUGCGCCCGCCUAAGCCUGCGCUCCCGGCACAUUCCAGGCAGCAUGCCGCGCCAUAAGGGAACCGCACACACUGUACACUGAGAGGGGGAGCGCCUCCCCCUACCGCUCUGUGUAGGAGCAGCGUUUGUCACGUGACUACCCAGCACUCAGUCUGACAUCACGCACCACGCUAGACAACGCACGCCGCCAGAGACUGAGAUGCCCUCCUCUCCUGCUAUGUCAGGUGAGAAACAGCAGGGAAGGGGGCCAUCUAUCUACAGGGCGGAGCCAGCACUACCCUCACCUUGUACGAAUAGGGAAAGAGAUACUUUAAAUGAAUGGGUGGGGGAAGACAUGGAUGGAAGGGGGGGAAUGGAGAUUUGGAAGGGAGGGAGAGGUGUGGGGGGAGAGAUAUGGAAGGAGGAGAGAUGGGGAGAGAUAUGGAAGGAGGAGAGAUGGGGGGACAUGGAAGGAGGAGAGAUGGGGGGAGAUAUGGAAGGGAGGAGAUGCCGUGGGGGGAGAUAUGGAAGGGAGGGGGGAGAGAUAUGGAAGGGAGGAAGAGAUGUGGAAAGGGGGAAUGUGAGGGAGAGAUAUGGAAGGGAGGGAGACAUGAAUGGAAGGUAGGAGAGAAACAUGGAGGGAAACAGACAUAGAUGGAAGGGGGGAAGAAGAGACAUGGUGGAAAGGGGGGGUUGAAGCGAGUGGAGUGGAGUGUGCAGCUAUACCUUACUCUGCCUGGAGUAGUAGAGGGACUAGGCAGCGAGUGGACAGUGCGGCUACCUACCUGGCUGAGAAUGCAGUUUGCAGAAGGACUGAGGGAGUUGAGCAGACACUUCAGGCAGUGGCAUUACUACCGAGAUAGUAAGUAAUUUGCAGUGAAGGUUUUGAGUGAAUUUUAUAAAUUUACCCAAGAUUACAUAUUGUUUGCAUGGGUAUUAUACAAGUCAUUAUAGUUUGUGUUGGUCUAGGUCAAACUCUUUUUUUUUUUUUUUUUUUGCGGUCCACAUAAACUAAAGCCUUGUUGCGUUUGAUAUGCUUGUCGUACACACAUACACAAUAUCUCUCACUUAAACAUACAAUUUCAUCUCUUACAUACAUACACUAUAUCUCUCACACAUAGUUUAAUCUUUAACACACACACAUACACUAUAUCUCUCACUUACACAUCCAGUUUAAUCUUUAACACACAUACACUAUAUACUUACACAUCCAGUUUACAAAUACACAAUGCACUUACACAUACAGUUUAUUCUCUUACACACAUACACAAUAUCUCUCACUUACACAUACAGUUUAAAAUCUCACACAUGCACAAUAUCUCUCACUUACACAUACAGUUUAAAAUCUCACACAUGCACAAUAUAUCUCACUUACACAUGCCCAUGGAUCCUCUCUCACACAUACACGAAAAAACUAUACUGAUACACUGUGCUGUCCAGAUUGCAACGUUAGUGUGACAAACUCCCCUUUCCAAGUGAGUUCGAGUUCCUGGAGGAGCCUGCUUGCCAGCCUCCUGCCCACAGACUAUGGACCCUGUAAAAUGUGAUGUAAAAGUCUCCGUUCAUGUAUUUGGACUAUAUGGUUUGGGAACCGAACAGCCGCACAGACCGGAGACCACCCUGGAGCUUGUUAAGCCCAAUUGCUACUUUGUAACAAUUUCCACCUCAGUGUUCUAAGUGUUCAUCUGGGUGGCUGCAAUUCCUAUGGCCGACCACAAGGUGGCGGGCAUCUUGUUCGCAUGAACGCAGGCAACGGUGUUUGGUCGUCGAGGUCAUGGAACUAUUUUUGGAUACUGAAACUCCCGAACACCGCUUGACUUCCAGGAUUGCCUGCGUUCCGUUCGACAACACUUAGAAAGACACUGUUCGGUGGAAACAUUCCCACGAACAAGGGGAACAAGUUCCAGGGUAAGACUAUUGACUAUGUUCGGUAGCUUGUUCAUUUUUAAACUACCAAACUAAAAUGACUUCCAGGAAAUUCCUGAACCCAAAAGUACCCUAAAAAUACAUAAAAACCCCAUAAAAGGUAACUCAGAUCUGAGUGAUUUUUGGAUAUGUUGGUCACCCAGAUCAGGGCUACCAGUGGAUGUAACUUUUAUGGGGACUUUAUGUAUUUUUAUGGUACUUUUGGGGUGUUUGGGAAAAAGUGUGUUUUUUCUGUGCUUGGAGAUAAUUGGAUUAGAUUAGUACAGUUCCUGAUCCAAUUAUCUCCCAGGCACAGAGGAGGGUUUAUCUGAUUAUGUAUGGGAGUGUCCUGGAUCUGUGUGUGGUUGGUUUUUGGGUAGAUAGUGUUGAAUGGUGUGGAAAUAGAUAAUGAGGUAUGCUGUAAAAACAAAGGGAAAUAACAAAAACCUAGUGCAAUAUCAUAAGGUACAGUUAAAUGCUAAAUGUGUAAUCUUUAGUCUUGUACUCACAAGGAAAGAGACAAUAGUGUUAGGCUCAAUAUGAAUGCCUGUCUGAAUAUCUGAAGGGACCCCACUCCCUGUUUGUACACCUGCCGCUGGUUCGUCCUCUGGUUCUCUUAACAUAUCCUCUUAGGCUGUGAUAGAGUGGUAAAAAUCCUUUUAAUGGUAAAUAAAACACUUGGAUAAAACAGAAAUAAAAAUAAUAAUUAUAAAGUCUACGUGUCGGUAGCAAUACGCGUUUCGCCUCUCAAACAGGCUUUCUCAGUUGCUUAUAGUCUUCCCGGAUGAAUGGUUUCUUAUAUGCCGUCUAUGAUUGCAGAUUGAGAGCACCCGGUUUCUUCUCCUUCUAUUGCGUUUUGCCGGACAAGGUUCAGGAGUUCCACGCGGAAGAAAACACCAAACGCACACUCUUGUUGGUAGCGUUUGUUCGUAUGAACCAUACGAACAAACCUACCAAAUGGCACUCUUCUGACAUGUGUGGGGAAGAAGCAGGUGUUCGUCAAAGUUCAGCAGUGUUCGGGAGUUUCAGUGUCCGAUUUCAGUUCCACGCGAUCGAUGCCCAAACACCGCUUCCUGCAUUCUCACGAAAAAGAUGGCCACCAACACAGUUCCGACGCGUUUGUGCAUAUGAACGGCAGCCAUCCAGCAGCACAAUGAGAACACAUGACAAUUGAAGUGUCAGGAAAGGUUACCAGGGAUUAACAAGCACCGAGGUGGUCCGCAGUUCGUGAGUUGGUUCAAUUCCCGAACAGUACAUAUACAUCCCACGAACUAAGUAUUUCUACCAGCUUUUUCUAUGGCCCCCUUUUCUGGGCAGGAGGCUAGCCUUCACACUCCUCCAAGAGCCCAUGGCAAACGUGUAGGCAAGGGGGCGUUAGUCACAGGUCCUAAGGACUCCACAAACCAAAUAUGUCAAGAAGUAGUCCAUUCAUAUUUAAUGGACACUAGAGGCACCAAGAUCACUUAAUCUCAUUGAAGUGGUCUGAAUGCAGUAUUCCUGUUCCCUGAACCCUUUCAGUUUUAAAUAAACAACAAUGUUUACAUUGCAGGGUUAAGGCUCACCAGACAGCCAUUAGAGGUGCUUCCUUCAAUUUCACAGAGUUUUCUUUACAUGAGCUCAGCUAGCAUCAAACAAAACCCCAUAGGAAACCACUGAGUCAAUGAUUUCCUAAGGGGAAGGCCUAAUACUUGUGUGGUGCUGACUGCUCAUGUGUAUUAGGUUCCCGAAUCGGUUGAUGUCAGCGUAGGAGGGGUCGGAGGGGUUGACCCAGCACUGAGCUACCUCGACCCUGGAAUCAGGUAAGUGAAUUAAAGGUUUUUUUUAUUCCUAACACUAAAGUGUUCCUUUAAUCAGUAUGCUGCUCCCAACCUCUGUGGGUAGUUACAUUAACCCAUUAACAGACAGCAUGUUUCGCUAACUCGUGUAAGAGAAAUACAUCAAUCAUGAAAGCAAGGGUGGUAAACGCAGAGGCAAGGUUAUUCGCUACUGUAAAUGGAACAUUUUAGGCUGUUUAGUUAAAACCGCUCACGUAAGGAACAUUUAACGGAGGCAUAAGAUAUUUUGUAUUCAGUUUUCUGAUCUUGUAAUUAUUUCUAACUGCUACAAUCAGAUUUACUUCAUGUUUGGUAUUUUUCCAAUCCUAGGUGCUGAAAUCAGACGUACCUGACACAGCGGUUGUGCUGCAGGUUUUCGACUUCAACCGGUUCUCAAAACAUGAUGUUAUAGGAGAGGUGCGUUUGCCUUUGUGGGAGAUGGACCUUCAUCAUAUCAUUGAGGACUGGAAGGAAUUGAGCCAAGCUGGAAAGACAGAGGUAAGAAUGUAUCAAGACCUAUUGAUCAAAACCCCUCACAAAAAAGCAUUCAGUUUCUCACACACUUGCUGAGCAUCAGGCCUCAAACAACCACAAGGUGAACAUACGUUUAAUAAUGUGCAUUCGGUGAAUACCUGGCUGAGAACAAUAGUUGUAGGCAAUAAUUGCAAAAGAAAAAUCAUACUGCUAAAUCCCCAAUCACCAAGUCUAAGCAUGAGCCCUACACCCUAUAACCACCAGGUCAAACCUUAUCACCCAGCACUCCUUGCUGAACUCAACCUUCUUUUAACUUAACACUAAUCACUAACACUAUAACCCUUGUCUAACCCUAACUUCUGACUAUAACUCAAAUAACCCCAUCUUAUCCCUAACCUCUAAUCCUAACUCUAAUAACCAGAAGUCUCAUUUUAUCCAUGGAAUGAUAUCAAACCAAGCUUGUACUACACACCUUGAAAUGUAAUCUAUUACACGUACUCUUAACACCAGUUUUGGACUUGUAAUGUUAAUAUUGAGAAUGUGCCAUCAUGCCCAUUAGCGUGUGGAUGACAAAGGUUUUUAAAACAUAUGUCCAAACAAAACUGAAAUUACAAGUAGUAUUUAAAGGUUAGGGGUGUCUGGGGCUGGACCCCUAAUUGGGGUCCAGAAAACCCCCAGAUUUCUUUAAUGGCAAUUAUAAAGCACAGUUUGGUAAUGGUAUUGCUGUAGGUGCUGUGUUUUGAUAAAGUAGGUGAAGGGUUAAUACAAAUGUGACAAUUCCACCUGACACCAGUGAAAUAAAAAAAUUAAAAAAAAAAUAUAUAUAUAUAUAUCUCUUUACUUACAUGGUUACAUAGUUACAUAGCUGAAAAGAGAAGUGCGUCCAUCAAGUUCAGCCUUCUUCACAUAUGUUUUUUGCUGUUGAUCCAAAAGAAGGCAAAAAACCCAGUCUGAAGCGCUUCCAAUUUUGCAACAAACUAGGAAAAAAUUCCUUCUUGACCCCAAAAUAGCAGUCAGAUAUCUCCUUGGAUCAAGCAGUUAUUACCCCACUAAUUAAAAAUUAUAUCCCUGAAUGUUAUGUUUUUGCAAGUAUUUAUCCAAUUGAAGUUUAAACAGCUGUAUGGACUCUGAUAAAACCACCUCUUCAGGCAGAGAAUUCCAUAUCCUUAUUGCUCUUACUGUAAAAAAAAAAAAAAACCCUUUUCUUUGCCUUAGAUGAAAUCUCCUUUCUUCCAACCUAAAUGUGUGACCUCGUGUCCUAUGUAUAGCCCUGUUUAUGAAUAGAUUUCCAGAUAAUGGUUUGUACUGGCCCCGAAUAUAUUUGUAUAAUGUUAUCAUAUCCCCUCUGAAGCGCCGUUUUUCCAAAGAGAUUUAAUAUUUUUAACCUUUCUUUGUAACUAAAAUGCUCCAUUCCUUUUAUCAAUUUUGUAGCUUGUCUCUGCACUUUUUCUAGUGCCAUGAUAUCCUUCUUUAAAACAGGUGCCCAAAAUUGCACAGCAUAUUAAAGGUGUGGUCUUACCGUCUUACCGUUUUAAAGAGGCAAAAUUAUAUUUUCAUCCCGAGAAUUUAUGCCCCUAUUUAUACAUGACAAAACCUUACUGGCCUUAGCAACUGCAGAUUGACAUUGCAUAUUGCUGCCUAAUUUGUUGUCUAUAACAAUUCCCAAAUCCUUCUCGUGUGUGGUUAUCCCUAAUUCACUACCAUUUAGGGUGUAAGUUGCUUGUGCAUUCUUGACCCCGAAGUGCAUAACUUUGCAUUUCUCUAUGUUAAAUUUCAUCUGCCAUUUUAGUGCCCAGUCCCCCGAUCUAUCCAAAUCUCUCUGCAGCAAAGCAAUAUCCUGCUCACAUUUUAUUACUUUACAAAGUUUUGUGUCAUCUGCAAACACUGAAACAUGGCUUUCAAUGCCUAUUUCAAGAUCAUUUAUAAAUAUGUUAAAUAGAAGCGGUCCUAAUACAGAACCCUGAGGGACACCACUUACCACUUUUGUCCAGCCUGAAAAUUUACCAUUAAUGACAACUCGUUGUACUCUAUCCUUAAACCAAUGUUCUACCCAAGAACAAGAAUAAUCAUCUAGACCAAUUUCUUUUAAUUUGACGACUAAACUAUUGUGAGGAACCGUAUCAAAUGCCUUGGCAAAGUCCAAGUAGAUCACAUCCACUGCAACAACUUGAUCUAGACUUCUACUUACUUCUUUGUAGAAUGCAAUUAGGUUAGUUUGACAUGACCUAUGUUUCAUAAAACCAUGCUGAUUAUUGCUAAUAACGUUUUUCACAAUGAACAUUAUCCUUUAAAAGCCCUUUAAAUAUUUUUCCAGUCACAGAAGUUAAGCUCAUAGGUCUACAAUUUCCAGGCAAGGAUUUUGAACCCUUUUUAACAUCUGCCUUCCUCCAAUCCUCCGGUACGAUACCUGAAACAAAAGAAUCUUGAACAAUUAAAUACAGAGGUUCACUUAUUUCCCCACUAGGCUCCUUAAGUACUCAUGGGUGAAUACAGUCAGGCCCCAGAGCUUUAUUUACAUUAAUUUUCUUUAACUGCUGUAGCACUUUGUCUCGAGUCAUUCAAUCACAAGUUAUCUGCAAAUUUUUUGCAGCAAUCAUUUGCAUAUCGCUUGCUAUAGGAUCCUCAUUAAUAUAUACUGCCUUUUCCUGAUCUUCAUUAGCUAUCAAACCCAUCUCUGUUUCCAGUGUACCUACACUUUCAUUUUUUUGUUUUUUUUAGCAUUGAUGUACUUGAAAAAAAUUUGGGGGUUGGUUUUGCAUUCUUUGGCUAUCAAUUUGUCAUUUUCUAGUUUAGCCACUUUAAUUGCCUUUUUGCAAACAUUAUUGGCUUCCUUAUAUCUUUUAUAGGAUGCCUCUGAUUUGUCCAAUUUAAAUGCUUUAAAUGCCCUUUUCUUAUUUGUAAUAUCUUGUUUUACUUCUCUACUAAGCCACAUUGGUUUUAAUUUGUUUAUUUUAUAUUUAUUACCCAAUGGUACAUACUGAGAAAUGUACCUUUCUAAUAUUUGUUUGAAUAGUUUCCAUUUAUCCUCAGUGUUUUUUUUUUUAUAACUUAUAGGUAUACAGCCUUCCAGGGUUACCUCCCAGAUGGUAACCAACUACAGGAGAAAUGUAUAUACACACAACAUUUUUGGGAUCUUGCUGAUAAACCUAUAAACACAAAUAUAACAUAGUGUAAUAUUGUUAAAUAAGUGACAAAUGCAAAUUAUCGGUUGUCAUCACAAAAUAAAGAUGGUAAAAGCACCUUAUGGGUGCCACCCACGAUGUCAAAAGGGGGCUACAGUUCCUCCUUCAGAUUUCUCUCCGGACUGUUCUUUAGAAUCACCAAAGCGAUUUUCCAGAGUAUGAAAAAGACCCCAUUCUACAUUUUAGAUUUGGAGUAUGUCCCAGUAAAGACCUCAUUCUGCUGUAGAACUGUAUAUAUUACAUUUGGAGUAUGUUCCACUAAAGACCCCACUCUGUUGUAGAAUUGUAUAUAUUAGAUUUGGAGUAUGUUCCACUAAAGACCCCACUCUGUUGUAGAAUUGUAUAUAUUAGAUAUGGAAUAUGUUCCAAUAAAUACCAAAUUCUGCUGUAGAACAGUAUGUAUUAGAUUUGGAGUAUGUUCCACUAAAGACCCCACUCUGUUGUAGAACUGUAACAGGAUCCAGGAAUCAUGUAAUUAUGAGCAUAGAGUAUACACACACACAUGUUAUAUGUAAACGUGAGCCAGAUGUUUCAUAUUUUCCUUCUACUCUACCCCUCUCCCCUUCCAUUUACAGCAAGAGCGACUGGGGGAAAUCUGUGUAUCUUUGAGAUAUGUCCCCAGUAAUGGAAAACUCACUGUUGUUAUCUUGGAAGCCAAGAAACUCAAGAAGAUGGAUUCAGAUGGAUUUUCGGGUUAGUUGGGAUGGUGGGAUGUAUGUGAAAAGGCUUCCCAUUUACUUAUUUUUCUGGAUAUCUUUUUGGUUUUUUUCUCAGGGUGUGACUUUAACUCAUUAUGCUGUAUUUGCUAGUUUGGUAAAUAUUCCGUACAUGUCAAUAUGUGCAUCAAUAUUACUUGACUCAUUUUAUCCGCAUGUUGUGAUUACUUUGUAGCGUAUACGUCUUUCAAGUUAUUUUGUGUAAAUGUAGGGACCAAGGACAACUUUAUCUCAUGGAUCUUCUUUCUGAAGUCGCAGUCAUAUAGAUAAAAGAGAAAUGUUUCAAUAUUAUCAGGUUAUUUACUAUAGUGAGUAUUUAAAGUGAAUUUUCAAUUGAAGCCAGAGUAGCCAAAAUGAAAGCAGCCUGAAUUAGAGAAUUGUUUUCCAGUUUAGCUGUUUGACCUUACAUAUGAAAUUCACCUGGAACUCUCAUUUUAUUAAAUAACCGUAUAAUGUCAAUGCUCUAUAGUUAACAACUAUGUGUAGGUGUGAAGAAUAAAAUGAAAUGUGGAUAUUCACACCUCCUUAUACUCCAGCCUUCCCCAUCAGUCAUACGCUCUGUCCUUUGCACGAGGCCUUCAGUACAGAGAGAGCAGACAGAGGGGAGGAGACAUGAAACGUUUCUUGAUUAUAGGCACUUUUUGCCCUGUCUGUGCCUGGACUGGAACGGGAUGUAAUUUGCUAAAUUGUGAAUAUAAAAUGUUGAAGAAAGUGGAGUAUCAUUAACAAAGUUAACAUGAGUAAUAAAUGCUUUUUAAUGUUCUAUCAACUGGUGUAAUAUUUAGAAAUGUGACAGUUUCCCUUUAAGGAAAUGUUUUAUUAACAACUAAGUGCAAAACACAAACAUUAACAAAUAACACUUGUCAUGGCUAGAGUUUGCACAAACACUCCUCAGAUGUGCUGAAUCAAUGGAAGAACGAAAUGAUUCGUUAUGCAAAUCUGAAUAACAUGAUUUGUUCUUCCAUAGGUUGACAGGAAUUUAAUUCAUUCAGCGGAGCUAAAAGGGACACUUGUCCAAAUAUAUUCACAAACACUAUUUAAUGAUGUGGUCUGAUUUCAUAGAAAUGUGUUAUUCCGUAUUUUUCACAAUAGCACAAUUAAAGGGACACUCCAGAUCCCUAAAGCACUUUAACUUUCUGAAAAGCUUAGUGUGAAGAGUGUGUCCUCUUUUUUUUCAUUUUGCAGAAAUUGCAGAUUUCAAUAGAAGUUGGGACAUUUAUAAAUUAACUUGUUUACACCCCAAUGGCCGCCAAUCAAACACACGGUCCUGUUACUUCCUGGUUUGGUUAGUUUAGUGGAGAUAAACUCACGAGGCAGCAAUUGCCCAGAGCACCUGCCUUACAAAGACUCCUCAUUGAGCUGUAUAGGGAAGUAUGUGAUUGGACAGCCACAGAAAGUCUGGGCUGGAUUAAAAGGGAAGGGCUUGAAAAGGCUAUUAACAAGAGAACUGCAGGUUUUGCAAGCUGUUUUUAGAUAUUCCUAAAUGAAAACAUGCAGAAUUAAACCGUGUUAUUUCAAACAUAUUUUUGGGUAGGGAAGUGUCCCUUUAAAUUUAAAUUUGAGGGUUUUUUUUGUCAGUGAAAUAGUUUGGCUUGGUUUGGAAAAUAAGAAAGAACAAUCAUUAUGCAACUUUUUUGUGUAGCUGAUUAAAAAAAAAUAUUUUGUUAACUGUGCCGACUAGUGCUUGCAUUGUUGAGCACAGAUUGACUGUUUAUAGAUGGAGGGAGCAGCACCUAGGGUGGUCCUCAGGAGUAUGUCAAACAUGGAAUGAAAACACAAACAUUAAGACCAUAUAGUAAAUUAAAAAAAAGAAAUGCACUUGCAAUAUGAAGAGCUUCUAGUAGGCUCUACUUAAAAGCUCCUGGGCGGUAUGAUCCCCGCCUUUUGAUAUGGUGUGUGUUUGGGUCCGAUGGAGGAUGGUCCAAUGUUUAUAAAAUAUGAAAAGAACAAUUGCCAAUAGAGUGUAGCAUGCAAGUACACAUAGAUGUGGCUUAUAUAGUAUUUAGAAAUGCACUCACAUUCUAUAGAGCCCUAAGUAGCUCCAAACAACUAACGUGGAGUGGUAUAAUCGUCACUCUAUGGAUGUAUCGUGUGAUGAUGAUCCUCACUAUGACAACAUGGAAAUAAAAGGAGAUACAAUAUACUUUCUGUUGUAGGAAAGUGAGAACUAUAAUGUAUCAGACGUGCUCUGUCUGAGCUCCUGCUCCAGGGCCCGAAAAUUGGAGCAAUCUGGAGGCCAACCGCGCCACAACGGUGACUACGUGGGGAUAAUGCCCAAGACCCGGCACGGCACUGACAGUAACCCGACAAGGGUCCGGAGCUCACUGGAGCUUGAGCCGGGACAAGACAGCCACUCUCCCAGGUCUCCGGCCGGCGUCUCGCUUCCCCUCUCCCCCUCUGAACCAGGGGGGGGGGGGGUCAUCCCAGUCUUCAAAGGCACCACACAUCACACUAAAUCGGGCCCAAACAACCGCCCUGGCAUCAAAAAUCCACUGGGCAAAGCUCCACAAGAUGGCCACCACAUGCCAGCCGGGUGCGCGAAAAGCCAGUAAGAUCGAGCUGUUCAAGGAGAAGCACACCCAGCACCAUCAGACCACCAUGAUAGCUCGCCCCAGGGUUAUGCUGGCAGACUACACUGGACAAACCAAGGUACAGGUCAGGGGCAUCAAGCAGGGAGAAAUGGGGUAUACACAAAGCUGAACAAACCAUAUAAAGCACUGAACAACCAUAUAAAGCACUCCCCCAGAGGCCAAUAGACCCUAGAACUGCCUGCCCAGAUGAAACAGGCCAGAGGGACAGAAACACCAAGCCACUCACCCUAAACCCAGCCCGAAAUAACCCAUACCACCACCCUGGACCAAAGCCACCACAACCACCGACACAGACCAACGAAACGGCGCAGGAAGACACCACCGGGGCACAAGAGGCACCUACCAAGCACCGGAGUGGGUUGACACUACAGACAGGGUACCCAGAGACUGCACCUCAGGAUAUCCAAGGCACAGGCUUGAUUUCACGACAACUCUGAAAGGCACGCCUGAUAGACGCACAUAACUAGAAGCUCAAAUGAACUAACACGAAUAUGAUAAGCUUGUCCCUGGACUUCAAGCUGAGUGUUUAACCUGCUUACCCAGCUGACCGUGCCUGAAACUACACACGGACGGCUAAGCUUAAAGGACCACUCUAGGCACCCAGACCACUUCAGCUUAAUGAAGUGGUCUGGGUGCCAGGUCCAUCUAGGGUUAACCCAUUGUUUUAUAAACAGCAGUUUCAGAGAAACUGCUAUGUUUAUGAAUGGGUUAAGCCUUCCCCCUAUUCCCUCUAGUGGCUGUCUCAUUGACAGCCGCUAGAGGCGCUUGCGUGCUUCUCACUGUGAUUUUUUUUUUUUGCGUGCGCAUUCAGCCGGCGGGGCGUAACGGAGGAGGAGGAGAGCUCUCCGCCCAGCGCUGGAAAAAGUUUUACCCCUUUCCAGAGCCGGGCGGGAGGGGGUCCCUGAGGGUGGGGGCACCCUCAGGGCACUAUAGUGCCAGGAAAACGAGUAUGUUUUCCUGGCAAUAUAGCGGUCCUUUAACAUGCUCACUGCAUUUCAUUCCAUUUUCUCACCUCACUCUCAGUCAAAGCGUAAAAUGAUUACUGUCUAACGUAAAUCUGCAUAGGGAGUGUGAGGAGUAGUCUCUCCGAUAGUCUCACCACCCUAACUAAGCUACUAAUCUCAUAAAAGCGACUGUACACAUGCUUUAGUUUAACACAGUGACUUCACAGGAAAUAGCCAGAUAAUAAAGCAACGACACUCAACAUAAAUACUAUUCUUAAACUACGGUUACCAAUCGACAAAGUAAUUCAUUAAGACAAAUAAAGUUACCCAGCCUGUACUUAGCUUGUAGAGAGACAGAACCAGUCUAUCUGCACUCCAUUCUGUCCCUCUGUAUUUCUAGUUAAAAUUCAUAACUUCAUAUUAAGAUCUGGGUGGGAGCCUGCAAUGACGUGUGUGUGGGAGUAGAUACUUGUUACUAUGGUUACUGAAUGUGGACAGUAAUUCCUUAGAAGGACAUUCCAUAUCAGAAUGUUUGUAGAUUCUGGUGGCAUUCUCAGACAUACCAUCAUGUUCCAACUACCCAUAAACUGGAUAUUUGGCCAAUUUGUGUAUCCAUAUUGUCACAGCAACUACAUGUGACUAACUGUAGCCAGUGGGUGCAUUAAAGUUAACAUUUUAGACCAUGUCCAGUAGAAAUGUAGGAAUAUAAAUAUGUAUACAAUUUCAAACAUUUGUAAUUUAAAGAUUUUGGGAAAAGCUGAAAAAUCUAAUGAAAAAUGUGUUCAAAUAAAUGGUACGCCAUUUUAUCUAAACAGAAGAACUUGAUUUGACGAGUCUGAGAAUUUCAUUUCCAGGGUGUGAUCAGUUAUAAUGUUCUGUUUUUACAGAUCCAUAUGUGAAGGUGCAGCUAGCGCUAAAUAAAAAGAAGUGGAAGAGGAAAAGGACAGGCGUGAAGAAGAACACUUUAAAUCCAUAUUUCAAUGAAGCCUUUACCUUUGAUGUCACACUGGAGCAAAUUCAGGUUUGUUUGUUUAUUAAUUCACGAAUAUAAGUAUAGAGAGAUAAAUAAGCCAUUCUCUCUUAAAAAAAAACGAACAAAAAAUAAAUCUUUAAUUUUAUUUUGAAUAAAACAUAAAUGAACAUAAAGAAAUAGUGUACACAGGGUCGAUGCAAGGAUUUUUGUCUGCAGAGAUGAAGAGGCUCUUACACACACACAAUCACUGGCUGUUACACACACACACACACACACACACACAAUCACUGGCUGUUACACACACACACACACACACACACAAUCACUGGCUGUUACACACACACACACACACACACACAAUCACUGGCUGUUACACACACACACACACACACAAUCACUGGCUGUUACACACACACACAAACACAUUUGGUUGCUACACACCCACACACUCACUGGUUUUUACACACACACACACUGGUUUUUACACACACACACACACACACACACACACACACAUUUGGUUGUUACACACACAAACACACACACACACACACACACACAUUUGGUUGUUACACACACAAACACACAUUUGGUUGCUACACACCCACACACUCACUGGCUGUUACACACACACACACACAUUUGGUUGUUACACACACACACUGGUUCUUACACACACACACAUUUUGUUGUUACACAGUUACACACACUCACUGGCUGUUUUACACACACACACAUACUCUCACACACACACUCACUGACUGUUACACACACACACACACACAUUUGGUUGUUACACAGUUACACACACACUGGUUGUUACACACUCACUAGCUCUUACACACACACACACACACACUCACUGGCUCCUACACACACACACACACUCACUGGCUCUUACACACACACACACACACACACUCACUGGCUGUUACACACUCACUAGCUCUUACACACACACACACAGACACACUCACUAGCUCUUACACACACACAGACACACACUCACUGGUCGUUACACACACACACACUCUUGCUGGCUGUUACACACACUCACUGGCUCUUACACACACUCACACUCACUGGUCAUUACACUCACACUCACUAGCUCUUACACACACACACACUCACAUAUCUGUGUUGUUACACACACACACACACACACACACACACUCUCACUGGCUGUUAAGGCUACACACAGCUGCCACACUCACUGGUCGUUACACACACACACACACUCACUGGCUCUUACACACACUGGUUGUUACACACACACACACUGGUCAUUACACUCACACUCACUGGCUCUUACACACACACACACACACACACUCACUGGUCGUUACACACACACACACUCACUGGCUCUUACACUCACACUCACUGGCUGUUACACACACACAGACACACUCACUGGUCAUUACACUCACACUGACUGGCUCUUACACACACACACACACACACACACUCACACUAGCUCUUACACACACAGACACACACUCACUGGUCGUUACACACACACACACUCUUGCUGGCUGUUACACACACAGACACACUCACUACACACACACACACUCACUGGUCGUUACACACACACACACUCACUGGCUCUUACACUCACACUCACUGGCUGUUACACACACACAGACACACUCACUGGUCUCUUACACACACACACACACACACACACACUCACUGGUCAUUACACUCACACUCACUGGCUCUUACACACACUCACUGGUCGUUACACACACACACACACACACACACUGGCACUUACACUCACACUCACUGGCUCUUACACACACACACACACUCGCUGGCUGUUACAGACACACUUACGGUUUCUUAUAAUUUUUCCACACCAGGUGGUGCUGCCCUUCUCUCUCCCAUAGCACUCAGAGGGUAUGGGAGCAUCGAGGAGCGGCCGUGGCAUCGCUUUUGGAGCUGAAGGCCGAUGGGAUACAUGACAUCAUAUCCCAGGGGUUCUUCUGUUCCAAAAGCUCCUGUACCCUCUAAGGCUGCAUGCUUUAUUCCUUCACAUAACGAUACACCAGCAACACAGUACAACAGCCGGAUAAAUUAUUCACUUGGGCAUUCAGCAUGGUGACCAGCAGGAGAUGGGUACUCUGUGUUCCCACCUCCCACUGGUCAUCCGGACAUUUUUGCACCCCCCGGGCGGCCACCUGUGCUGUUAUAUGGUUACACAGAAGCAUAUUGAUUCCAAGGCUAAAACAAAUAAACAAAGUCACUAUUUUUUGUAUUUUGGGUGAGUACUUAUAAUGUAUGGUUUUGUUAAAGAAACACUAUAGGCAUUUUAUCUCAAUGCAGUAGACUGGGUGCCAUGUUCCCCCCAUUAAACCUGCAGUUUAUAACCUUCUCAGCACUGACGGUUCACCUAAAAGGUGACUAGGACUCUAUAGACCUGUCAGGAAUACAAAUGUUAUACAAACGCUAUAGUGUUCCUUUAAUGCUCCCAAAAUAGCUUUGAUAUUCUUAUGCUUUUCUUUCCUCCAGAACGUGGAUCUGAUAAUCUCAGUAUGGGAUCACGAUAAAGUCAACAAGAACGAGCAGAUUGGAAAGGUGCAUUUAGGUUGUCGAGCCUCGGGCAAUGCCUUACGACACUGGUCAGACAUGCUGGCACACCCGAGACGCCCCAUGGCACAGUGGCACAAUUUGCAACCAGCAGAGGAAGUGGACAAGACUCUAGCCCUGAAAUCCAAUUUCAAGAUCCCCCUCCCUCAAGCACUCCAGCACUCCUGAUUCUGAGAUCUUAAUAAACGUCCCGAGAAUUCUCAUCUGACCUUCUCUGUUAGAUGACUUCAAAACGUUAUGAAUGAUUGCUGCCUCUAUUAUGCCUUUCUGUAAAAGGUCCAUUUAAAUCAUUUCUAGACCUUAAUGUGGAUUUCAAUCUAUAUUUUUUUUUUUAUGAAUCAGCAAGUAAUCUCUUCUCCUGUUAAUUGUAUUACAAAAUGAUGGAACACAUUUAUCAAAUAAUGAUAUAAGGAAAUUCUUGACAAACGGUUUACGUGGACAAAAACUAAAGAACUUUUAUUUUCCUGGACAAUCCAUAACUUUUAUUGUAUUAAAACAACUGUAAAUGGUUCAAGCCAACAAUUUUGUUGGGUUGAAGUUACUACUAACUGAAAAUACAGUGUAUAACAGCUAAUAUUGUAACAUUAUAAAUUAUUUAUUUAGAAAGUAUUUUAACAGGUUUGGGGAAUGCGACUGAUACAGUGACACAUGGAAAAACGUAUUUACAGUAAUUGUUUGAUUAUAAAUACAGAAUGCCAGAUCUGUUCCUAGAUUUUAAACUGGAUUCAAGCUGUGUGGAAGCACUGUUUCUUUGUUGUAAUUGAGAAUAGUGAGUAAACGUGGAUGAGAGGUUUAAGGAAUUAAUAUGAAUAUAUAUCUCAGGUAGGGAGGGCAUGUGACACACUAAGCAUUAAAGGUUACUUGCUUCAUCCCAGUAAUGAGGCCAACUAGUCCUGGUCUGCUAGAGAUUAGUGGGAGUUACACUACUGAUCGAUACCUGCCACCAUUUUAAUGAUUGCAGCUGAAAUAACAACCAGCUGGGACUAUAACUCCCACUUAUCUCAUGCAGCACCCUAACACUGGCUAUGAACCUGAACCUAAAAAUACAAUGUUAUUUGCAGUGGUGAAACAUGUAUUAGGGGGAAAUAAUGUCAUCUCAGGGUUCUGAAGACAUUUAUAAAACACUCAACCUUAGACACUAUAUUCACACACGUAUAAAUAAAAAUAUAAUCACUAACAGGAAUCAUAGUCUUGCUCACGGUAAAUUGAUUUAAAAAGUCAAUAAGGAGUUGUGGUGCGUCAAUCCUCUCGUAUUUCUGCAUUAAGGUUUAGGAUAUCACAUCAGAAAAUUAGCAAUCACUUAUAAUUGCUGCACAUUAAUUUAAAUACAUUCAAACAAAUAAAAGAAAAUAGAUCCUAUACUGUAUGCAAUAAUGAAUGUCAUUUUACCUAUGUCAUAUUGCAUACAUUUUAGCCAAUGAUUGUUUCACUAUGUUUGUAUGUCUGCUUGUGCAACAUCAUAUACUGAACCAGAGUAUAUUCAAAAUAUCAUUUUUGUAAAAUCCAAUAUAUUUAUUUUUCAUUUUUAAAUUGUAUUGCAAAAGGAAUAUACCAUUUAACUCGUUGUUGUGAUUAAGUUUAUAUGUUUAUAGGGUUGCUUUAAGUGGCACAUAAUCCGGGUCUGCCUAUACGCAGUGGCGUAACCACCACUCAUCACUCCAGGGGGCCCGGAUGCAGCUGCGACCCCCGCAACUGUGGUUCACCUUAACUUUAGAGCCGGUGCAUGCCCACACUGGCCCAGGACCCGUAGUUGCUGGGUGACCCACAAGAGGGGAGCACUGUGCUGCUCCUCCUGUCGCUGUGUGUAGCGUGGCUAAGUGGACUGCAGUCUGACAGGAAUUGCUUGCUGAGAGAGAGCUUCCUGUCAGACCGGACCUGCUACCAUGAUGAGCAGGUAUAAGAGGGGGGACAUGAAGGGGCUGGGGAGGAAAGGGAAUUAAACAUAUGGAGGGGCUGGAGGAGAAAUGAGACACAAGGAUGGUUUGGGGGAAUGAAAUACAUGGAGAGGCUGGAGGGGAAUGAGACACAUGGAGGGGCUAGGGGGAUAAGACACAUGGAG
Pelobates cultripes (western spadefoot toad) is the source of this 70032-nucleotide messenger RNA. The record is from the annotation of a GenBank genome assembly. Lineage: Eukaryota; Metazoa; Chordata; Amphibia; Anura; Pelobatidae.